Messenger RNA from Coregonus sp. 'balchen', 47818 nucleotides. The record is from the annotation of a GenBank genome assembly. Lineage: Eukaryota; Metazoa; Chordata; Actinopteri; Salmoniformes; Salmonidae.
GACGGUGAGGCAGUGAGCAGCUCCUACGAGUCCUACGAUGAGGAGGAAGUGACCAAGGGGAAGUCAUCGUUGUCGGCGCAGCACCAGUGGCCGUCCACCGAGGCGUCCAUCGAGCUGAUGAAGGAUGCGCGCAUCUGCGCCUUCCUCUGGAGGAAGAAGUGGCUGGGCCAGUGGGCCAAGCAGCUGUGUGUCAUUCGAGAACAUCGCUUCCUGGUGGGUUGUAGGACUAGACGGUUUAGAUUGUCCCUACCAGCUCGUCUGAGGCCACACACACACACACAAACACACACACACACACACACACACACACACACACACACACACACACACACACACACACAUUAAUACAUGUAAAUACUGAGAGAGGAGGAAAAAGGGGUAGAAAGAUGGUGACAUAGAGAUAUAGCCACUACCUACACAGCCAUGCUCAUAAACCAACCACAUUACUCUCUUGUCAAGUUAGGUGCCUUAUCGUGUGUGGGGGACUAUGUUCACAUACUACUUGUAGGCCCUAUAGUGAAAAUAGCUCCACUUUUACAUAUACAGAAAAACAUAACCAAUUUUGAAAUAGAAAGUUCUCUCCUCUCUAUAGUAAGAAUAUGGUACCAGACAGACUAUAUCUACACUGACAUUAAGUAGCUAUUUGUUUAUGUAGUGUCAUUUUAGGAGCAGGGUUCGGAAACUUCAUUUCUGAGAAAAUGUGAUUUCCUGAGUAGGAAAUGACAGACAUACUGGUUAUUUAACAUCCAUUUAUCUGUCGUUAAGGAUCAUGAGGAUCAUUUUUACAUUUACAUUUUAGUCAUUUAGCAGACGCGACUUACAAAUUGGUGCAUUCAACUUAGGAUAGCCAGUGGGACAACCACCUUUUAUUUUGUAAAAAAUUUUUUAUGGGGGGUGUGGGGGGGGGUAGAAUGAUUACUGUUAUACUAUUCCAGGUAUUCCUUAAAGAGGUAGGGUUUCAAGUGUCUCCGGAAGGUGGUCAGUGACUCCACUGUCCUGGCGUCGUGGGGGAGCUUGUUCCACCAUUGGGGUGCCAGAGCAGCGAAUAGCUUUGACUGGGCUGAGCGGGAACUGUGCUUCCGUAGAGGUAGGGGGGCUAGCAGGCCAGAGGUGGAUGAACGUAGUGCCCUCGUUUGGGUGUAGGGUCUGAUCAGAGCCUGAAGGUAAGGAGGUGCCGUUCCCCUCACAGCUCCGUAGGCAAGCACCAUGGUUUUGUAGUAGAUGCGAGCUUCAACUGGAAGCCAGUGGAGUGUGCGGAGGAGCGGGGUAACAUGAGAGAACUUGGGAAGGUUGAACACCAGACGGGCUGCAGCGUUCUGGAUAAGUUGUAGGGGUUUAAUGGCACAGGCAGGUAGCCCAGCCAACAGCGAGUUGCAGUAAUCCAGACGGGAAGUGCCUGGAUUAGGACCUGUGCCGCUUUCUGUGUAAGGUAGGGUCGUACUCUGCGAAUGUUGUAGAGCAUGAACCUGCAGGAUCGGGUCACCGCUUUGAUGUUAGCGGAGAACGACAGGGUGUUGUCCAGGGUCACGCCAAGAUUCUUUGCACUCUGGGAGGAGGACACAAUGGAGUUGUCAACCGUGAUGGCGAGACCAUGGAGCGGGCAGUCCUUCCCCGGGAUCAUUAACGAUAAUGAUAAUUUUGUUUCCUAAUGGACCAUAGGCAUGGGCUGUUGUCGAAAUUGGCCUAGCUUCCUUUAAAGUAUAGGCGUUGGAUAAGCGCAUCUGCUAAAUUACUCAAUUGUAAAUGUUAAUAUGGUCAUUUAGUCAGUUUUUUCCAAAGCGACUAAAUUCUAACAAUUGACAAUUCAAUUGUAUGUAUACCCAGUAUAUUAUGUGUACCAUGUGGCAAUCUGUAACGUAUACGCUGGGAGUCAGGAAGCAGGUGCAGAAGGUAAGAAUGAGGCAGAUAAACAAAAUAGGAGAAGCGUACUGAAUGUGACCAAAACCAACACUGCCUGAUGCUACUGAGGGCUAAAUAAAGGGAGAGUAAUCAAGGUGAUGAUGAGGUCCAGGUGUGCGUAACGAUGGGGAGCAGGUGUGCGUAAUAAUGGUUGCCAGGACCGGUGGUUAGGCCGGCGAUGUAGAGCAGGGGAGCGGGAGUAGGCGUGACACAAUCAAACCCACAACCAUAAUGUACUAACCAGGCUCCAACCCAAUGUUUCUCAGUCCAUUCCUGGGGGACCCCCUGAGUGAGCACAUGUUUGUUAUAGCCCCACACUAACACACCUGAUUCUACUUAUCAACUAAUAGCAAGCACUUGAUCAGUUGAAUCAUGUACAGUGCCUUCAGAAAGUAUUCAUACCACUUGACUUAUUCUACCUUUUGUUGUGUUACAGCGAUUACAGCUGUGAGUCUUUCUGGGUAAGUCUCUAAGAGCUUUCCACACCUGGAUUGUGCAGCAUUUGCCCAUUAUUCUUUUCAAAAUUCUUCAAGCUCUGUCAAAUUGGUUGUUGAUCAUUGUUAGACAACCAUUUCAGAUCUUGCAAUAGAUUUUCAAGUAGAUUUAAAUCAGAACUGUAACCCGGCCACUCAGGAACAUUCACUGCCUUCUUGGUAAGCAACUCCAGUGUAGAUUUGGCAUUGUGUUUUAGGUUAUUGUCCUGCUGAAAGGUAAAUUAAUCUCCCAGUGUCUGGUGGAAAGCAGACUGAACCAGGUUUUCCUAUAGGGUUUUGCCUGUUCUUAGCUCCAUUCCCUUUAUUUUUAUCCUGAAAAACUCCCCAGUCCUUAAUGAUUACAAGCAUACCCAUAACAUGAUGCAGACACCACUAUGAUUGAAAAUAUGGAGAGUGGUACUCAGUAAUGUGUUGUAUUGGAUUUGCCACAAACAUAACACUUUGUAUUCAGGACAAAAAUGUAUUGCUUUGACAGAUUUUUUGCAGUAUUACUUUAGUGCCUUGUUGCAAACAGGAUGCAUGUUUUGGAAUAUUUUUAUUCUGUACAGGCUUCGUUCUUUUCACUCUGUCAAUUAAGUUAGUAUUGUGGAGUAACUACAAUGUUGUUGAUCCAUCCUCAGUUUACUCCCAUUACAGCCAUUAAACUCUGUAACUGUUUUGGCCUCACAGUGAAAUCCCUGAGCGGUUUCCUUCCUCUCCGGCAACUGAAUCAGGAAGGAAGUCUUUAUCUUUGUAGUGACUGGGUGUAUUGAUACACCAUCCAACGUGUAAUUAACAACUUCACCAUGCUCAAAGGUAUAUUCAAUGUCUACUUUUUUUAUUUUUUUACCCAUCUACCAAUAGGUGCUCUUCCUUGCGAGGCAUUGGAAAACCUCCCUGGUCUUUGUGGUUGAACCUGUGUUUGAAAUUCACUGCCUGACUGAGGGACCUUACAGAUAAUUUUAUGUGUGGGGUACAGAGAUGAGGUAGUCAUUCAAAAAUCAUGUUAAACACUAUUAUUAUGUGACUUUUUAAUUCCAUUUUUACUCCUGAACUUUAUUUAGGCAUGCCAUAAAAAAGGGGUUGAAUAAUUAUUGACUCAAGACAUUUCAGCUUUUCAUUUCUAAUUAAUUUGUUAACAUUUUGAAAAACAUAAUUCCACUUUAACAUUAUGGGGUUUUGUGUGUAGGCCAGUGACAAAACAUCUCAAUUUAAUCCAUUUUAAAUUCAGGCUGUAACACAACAAAAUGUGGAAAAAGUCAAGGGGUGUGAAUACUUUCUGAAGGUGCUGUAUGUUAGUGCUGGGCUAGGACAAAAAUAUGCACCUCCCUGGAAUGAGUUGGCAGACAUUGCUCCAACCAACUAAGCCAUCUUUCCAUCACCAACCACUGUACCCUCUUGGUGUUCCAAUAGUGCUACAAGAGCUCCAAGGAGCAGAUGCCGCUGUUGGACGUGAGCCUGCUGGGCUGCAGUGUGGUCUACAAGGAGAAGCAGCCCAAGAGGAAGGAGCACAAGCUGAAGAUCAUCCUCAUGGGAGGAGAGGCCAUUGUUCUGGGCCUGCAGAGCAAGGAGCAGACAGAGCAGUGGCUUAAGGUAUAGGGACUGGAGAUGGAGAGACGAUUGGUGGGGGUUGGAGUCAGACUGCAUGGUUGUCACUUCAGUGUUGGAGUCAAUUCCAUUUUAAUUCAGUCAUUAAAAAAUUUCACAAUUUGCUUUUCAAUGAGAAAAAUUUGAAUUUCUGUUGAUUUCCUGAAUUAAAAUAGAAUCAAUCCCCAACCCUGAUUUAUAUACAAUAAUGUCAAUGAUGAUAAUGGAUUGGAUUGAUAUAGAGCUUUUCCAGAUGCUUUAGAAAGGGAAGGGGGCACAUACCUAUUGGUCUUGUUUCCUUGUCAGGUGAUCCAGGAGAUCAGCCCUAAACCAGCAGAGGGCUCUGAGAUGCAGCACUUUGUGUCCGACUCCCCACGACUCAUCUGCACUAAGGUAGAACACCAUCAAAAGAGCACAAUCAAUGUAUUUACUGGUAGUUAUGGCUAUCAGGGGUGAGAUUGGUUAUAACCUCUCGUGGACAGACACACAUAACAUAACUGGUAUCAUAGCGUCUGUCAACAGACUGUGGGAUGCAACGAAUAACAAGGAACUUUGUUACGAUGUGCAGAUUUUUUGUCACUGAUCAUUUGGUGUUCACAUCUUUAACAUUUUGGAAGAGGAGGGGACAUACAGUGCCUUCAGAAAGUGUUUAUACCACUUGACUUAUUCCACAUUUUGUUGUUACAGCCUGAAUUCAAAAUGGGUUAAAAUGUAUUUUUAUUUUCUCACUCAUCUACACACAAUACCCCAUAAUCAGAAAGUGAAAGCAUGCUUUUAGAAAUGUUUGCAAAUGUAUUAAACAUGAAAUACUGAAAUAUCUAAUUUACUGUGAGUCUUUCUGGGUAAGUCUCUAAGAGCUUUGCACACCUGGAUAGUACAAUAUUUGCACUUUAAUAUUUUUUAAAUACUUAAAGCUCUGUCAAUUACGUUGUUGAUCAUUGCUAGACAGCCAUUUUCAAGUCCUGCCAUAGAUUUUCAAGCCGAUUUAAGUCAAAACUGUAACAGGCUUCCUUCUUUUCACUCUGUCAUUUAGGUUAGUAUUGUGGAUUAACUACAAUGUUGUUGAUCCAUCCUCAGAUUUCUCCUAUCACAGCCAUUAAACUCUGCAACUGUUUAAGCCUCAUGGUGAAAUCCCUGAACGGUUUCCUUCCUCUCCGGCAACUGAAUUAGGAAGGACGCCUGUAUCUUUGUAGUGACUGGGUGUAUUGAUACACCAUCCAAAGUGUAAUUAAUAACUUCACCAUGCGCAAAGAGUUAUUAUAAACUGGGUGGUUCGAGCCCAGAAUGCUGAUUGGCUGACAACCAUGGUAUAUCAGACCGUAUACCACAGGUAUGACAAAACAUGUAUUUUUACUGCUCUAAUUACAUUGGUAACCAGCUUAUAAUACACUGAACAAAAAUAUAAAUGCAAUAUGCAACAAUGUCAAACAGUUUAUAUAAGGAAAUCAGUCAAUUUAAAUAAAUAAAUUAGGCCCUAAUUAUGGAUUUCACAUGACUGGGCAGGGGCGCAGCCAUGGGUGGGCCUGGGAGGGCAUAGGGGAGCCAGGCCCAGCUAAUCAGAAUGAGGUUUUCCCCUCAAAAGGGCUUUAUUACAGACAGAAAUAAUCCUCAGCACCCCCCCUCCUGGGCUGGCGUGGUUACAUGUGCUUUGCGGUUGUGAGGCCGGUUGGACGUACUGACAAAUUAUUUAAAACGGCGUUGGAGGUGGCUUAUGGUAGAGAAAUGAACAUUGAAUUCUCUGGCAACAGCUCUGGUGGACAUUUCUGCAGCUAUUGUGACAAUUGCACGCUCCCUCAAAACUUGAGACAGCUGUGGCAUUGUGUUGUGUGCAAAUUUUAGAGUGGCCUUUUAUCUUCCCCAGCACAAGGUGCACCUGUGUAAUGAUCAUGCUGUUUAAUCAGCUUCUUGAUAUGCCACACCUGUCAGGUGGAUGGAUUAUCUUGACAAAGCUAACAUGCUCACUAACAGAGAUGUAAACACAUUUGUACACAACAUUUGAGAGAAAUAAGCUUUUUGUGCAUAUGGAAAAUUUCUGGGAUCUUUUAUUUCAGCUCAUGAAAAAUGGGACCAACACUUUACAUUUAUAUUUUUGUUCAGUGUAGCAAUAAGCCACCUCAGGGGUUUGUGGUAUGGCCAAUAUACCACGGCUAAGGGCUGUAUCCAGGCACUCCGCAUUGCGUUGCGCGUUAGAACAGCCCUUAGCCGUGGUAUAUUGGCCAUAUACUGUAUCACACCCCCUCAGGCCUUUAUGCUUAAUUCAAUGUCUGCUUUUUCUUUUACCCAUCUACCAAUAGGUGCCCUUCUUUGUGAGGCAUUGGAAAAUCUCCCUGGUCUUUGUGGUUGAAUCUGUGUGUUUGAAAUUAACUGCUUGACUGAGGGACCUUAUAGAUAAUUGUAUGUGUGGGGUACAGAGAUGAGGUAGUCAUUCAAAAAUCAUGUUAAACACUUAUAUUGCACAAAGAGUGAGCCCAUGCAACUUAUUAUGUGACUUAUUAAGCACAUUUUUACUCCUGAACGUAUUUAGUCUUGCCAUAACAACGGGGUUGAAUACUUAUUGACUCAAGACAUUUUAGCAUUUCAUUAAAAAUUAAUUAGUUAAACAAAUUAUCAAAACUUAAUUCCACUUUCACAUUAUGGUGUAUUGUGUGGAGUCCAGUGACAAAAAAAAUCUAAAUUGUAUCCAUUUUAAAUUCAGGCUGUAACAACAAAAUGUGGAAAAAGUCAAGGGGUGUGAAUACUUGCCCCUAACUUCUAAAUAGUGGGAGCUGGAGCUACCACCCUGCUUCCACUCCUCGUUCUAAUAUAUUUUCUAACACGUCUACCCCCAGAACUGAUACAGUUACGCAAUAUUUUUGUUCUGGGCUUCUGAGAUUAGAUUGGUUAUAACUUGGUUAUAUGUUAAAGUUACAAAACUGCUGUCAAGCACGGUUUUAUCUGACUAGUGUAAGUACAAGUAACUACUUCAUAAUGGGGUUUCAAUAGGGAAUAUGGGACAUGCUUUCUGUUCCCUUGGUACUGGGAGCUUGUAGAAAGGGCCUGAUUGAAUCAGGUGAUGUUAGAGCUGGGCUAGAACAAAAAUGUCCACACCUUGGGGGUCCGCCAGGAAUGGAUUGAAAAACACAAUCAAUAGUCAGUCAUGCUUCACAAGAGUUGUGUACAAUUGUUUAUGUUUGAGUAGAGUUAGUGUCUGUAUGGUAUGUGUGUGUGUGAUUAAGUUGUGUGUGUAUAGUAAAUGUGUGUGGCGGUCUCUAUACACAGGGGGAGCUCAGUGAGAGGUAUUCAGUUGCAUCUGAAAGUGGCAGCAGCACAGACAGCCAUGCUGAGACCCUUGAAACUAAAGAUGGUGAGUAACUGAUGAGGAUCAGUCUCAGCACUGAUCCUCAUCAAGUAUGGUGAAGUUGCCGCUAGAGGCUGACCUUGGGUCAGUUUAGCCUUUUCCCCACUAAUGGUUGAGGUUAGGAUUGCGGGAGGAGAAGUUGAUCCUAGAUUUGUACCUAGGGGACGCUUCCCCCAGAGUGAUCCUAACUGGAGGAGUGCUCUGAUAAUCUGACCAACCCGCUCAGAAUGCUCUACCUCCAAUAGAGAGUUUUAUGGUAGUGCAUUAUGUCAGAUGGAACAUGUUAUAAAAGUGUGUUACACUUAAAAAAAUGCUGGGUAAAAAACAAUUUGGGUUAUUUGGUAACCCAGCGCUGGGUAAAUAUUGGACAGAACACACGCUGGGUUAUUUUCAUCCAGGCAGUUGGAUUAUGAUGUUUUUUUUGGAUUACCCAAACAUGGCUUAAUUUAACCAUAGUUGGGUUUUUAUUCACUUUCAUGCUGGGUUGACCCAGCAGCUGGGUCUUUUUUAAUGUAAUCCAUAGGUUAAUUUUAGGAGGUGUGGCCUAUUAGGGGCAUGGUUUCAUAUAGUUAUGUUUGGCCACCCGUGGCAAUAAAUGUAAUUCCUGUUCAUCAUGUUAAGUUUGUGCACUGCAAUUUUCAUAGAAUAUUUAGAAUAUUUGUAUUUAUUAAUUAAUAACAUUAUAAUUUACAUUAUUGUAACAAAGUGGUAUCUAUCCCAACAUUGGGAUAUGCAUAGGCUCUUGAAGAACUCAUUAAAGCUUGUUAGGUUCUAAAUAAACAGGAAGAAAACUAAUGGACGACUAGGAAAAGCUCAAACCAAGUUUAUUUACCCACUGGGUCAAACAGCUGCAAAGACAAAAACAUGUUUCCACAAGUACAUAGAAACUCAACAAAAAAAGAAACGUCCUCUCACUGUCAUCUGAUUCAUCAACUGAGACAUAAACUGAACAAGUUCCACAGACAUGUGACAAACAUAAAUUGAAUAAUGUGUCCCUGAACAAAGGGGGGGUCACUUUUUGCCAGUCCUGUCUGGUCCAGUGACGGUGGGUUUGUGCCCAUAGGCGACGUUGUUGCCGGUGAUGUCUGGUGAGGACCUGCCUUACAACAGGCCUACAAGCCCUCAGUCCAGCCUAUCUCAGCCUACUGCGGACAGUCUGAGCACUGAUGGAGGGAUUGUGCGUUCCUGGUGUAACUCGGGCAGUUGUUGUUGCCAUCCUGUACCUGUCCCACAGGUGUGAUGUUCGGAUGUACCGACCCUGUGCCGGUGUUGUUACACGUGGUCUGCCACUGCGAGGAUGAUCAGCUGUCCGUCCUGUCUCCCUGUAGCGCUGUCUUAGGCGUCUCACAGUACGGACAUUGUAAUUUAUUGACUUGGCCACAUCUGCAGUCCUCAUGCCUCCUUGCAGCAUGCCUAAGGCACGUUCACACAGAAGAGCAGAGACACUGGGUAUCUUUCUUUUGGUGUUUUUCAGAGUCAGUAGAAAGGCCUCUUUAGUGUCCUAAGUUUUCAUAACUGUGACAUUAAUUGCCUACUGUCUGUAAGCUGUUAGUGUCUUAACAACCGUUCCACAAGUACAUGUUCAUUAAUUGUUUAUGCUUCAUUGAACAAGCAUGGGAAACAAUAUUUAAACCCUUUACAAUGAAGAUCUGUGAAGUUAUUUGGAUUUUUACUAAUUAUCUUUGAAAGACAGGGUCCUGAAAAAGGGACAUUUCUUUUUUUGCUAAGUUUAUUUAAACGCUCCUUUAGGCGGAGUCUCCUCCUUUUCUCUAAACACUACAUCUUUGUUGCUAUGCAGGAAGUUAAGUGAUGUGGGCAAUAAACUGUUCCUUCUCCCUUCGUGUUACCUGACCUGACCUCGGUCCACAUUCCUCACUAAUCCACAGCUAUCCACCCUUAUCAGUGACCGCAACCAUGUGAUUGUCUUUUCCCUUACUUAGUAACUUUUCAGACCCAUACUUUUGGACAAAAAAAUUGCUUUUCUUUCGAAAACAAGGACAUUUCUAAGUGACCCCAAACUUUUGAAUGGUAGUGUACAUUCCGCAUACAUGUAACCAUUAACUUCUAGUAUAGCAAGUAUUUCAAACUAGAACCCAACAAAAUACAAAAGUAUCAGUGUUCAACCUUAACAAUACAACAGAACAGAUUAACCAGAAUGACAUUUACACUCAUGGGUGGCCAAAAAGAACUAUCUGAAAGCCACGCCCCUACUAAGUCACAUCUUCUGAUCUGACCUGUUGGGUCAUAUCUCAAGAACCCAGUAUCAAUCAUCCAGCAUCAACAACCCAACCUUGCCCUUUUAAAGAAAAUAACCCAACUAAGUGACCCAAUGCCUGCAACCCAGCGGUUCCGCCAUCCAAACAACACAGAUUUGUUUUUGUGUACCCUUACUCUUAAAUUGAAUUUGAUUUGAUUUGUUUUGGUUUUUGCCCUAGCACUACACAGCUGAUUCAAAUAAUCAAAGCUUGAUGAUGAGUUGGUUAUUUGAAUCAGCUGUGUAGUGCUAGGGCUAAAACCAAAACAAAUCAAAUCAAAUUUGCGCCGAAUACAACAGGGGUAGACCUUACAGUGAAAUGCUUACUUACAAGCCCUUAACCAACGAUGCAGUUUAUAAGAAAAGAAAAAGAAGUGUUAAGUAAAAAAAUAGAUAAGUAAAAAAUAAAAAUUAGCAAAUAAUUAAAGAGCAGCAGUAAUAUAAAAUAACAGUAGGGAGGCUAUAUACAGGGGGUACCGGUACAGAGUCAAUGUGCGGGGGCACCGGUUAGUCGAGGUAAUUAAGGUAAUAUGUACAUGUGGGUAGAGUUAAAGUGACUAUGCAUAAAUAAUAAACAGAGUAGCAGCAGCAUAAAAGAGAGGGGAGUGGGCAAUGCAAAUAUUCCAGGUAGCCAUGAUUAGCUGUUCAGGACUCUUAUGGCUUGGAGGUAGAAGCUGUUAAGAACCUUUUGGACCUAGACUUGGUGCUCCGGUACCGCUUGCCGUGCGGUAGCAGAGAGAACAGUCUAUGACUAGGGUGGCUGGAGUCUUUGACAAGUUUUAGGGCCUUCCUCUGACACCGCUUGGUAUAGAGGUCCUGGAUGGCAGGAAGCUACCCUCUGUAGUGCCUUGCGGUCGGAGGCUGAGCAGUUGCCAUACCAGGCGGUGAUGCAACCAUUCGGGAUGCUCUCGAUGGUGCAGCUGUAUAACUUUUUGAGGAUCUGAGGACCCAUGCCAAAUCUUUGCAGUCUCCUGAGGGGGAAUAAGCUUUGUCCCCAGGACCGAGUUUGGGAAACCCUGCUCUAGCCAACAGCUCGCAGAUACAAUGCAGGUAUAUCCUACUACAUGAUUACAUUAUUAUGAACAAGAGAUCAUUUUUAUUUGUCAAACGGUAGCCAAGCAUCGAUCAUCAUGUCAACAGAAUAAGACCCUCAAUAUUUAUUGGAAAGGAGCUUGAAAAUCAUCACCAUGCACUUUCACCACCCUGUGAAGUUCAUCAUAAUUUAUUUAAUCUGUAACCUAGUAAACUGCAUACUUUCCCAAGUCGCAGUGAGAGGACCACACAACAUAUCAUCGUGUGACUCCAAGUUUAUUUUGGUGUGAUGGUUAUUAUAUCAAUAUUUGCAUGAUGGUUAUUGGUUAUUUCUUGCAUAAUUAAUUAUACAUACACGAAAAGAUCCCACCUUAUCUAGCGUAUUUUGUUUUGUCGACAUUUGGAAAGUUUACCACCAAAUUUACUGUUUCCAUCAGGCCUGUUGUGACAUUUUUUAUCCGACGUAUUUACUCGCAUAAAAAGGUUGGAUGAAAACCUGGUUAAAGUAGCUAAGUACUUUCUGUGAAUAUUGAGGCAAUCGAUUUUGGGAGAUUGACGAUUAUGAAUUAAUAUAAAAAUAUACUCUUUGAUUAUAAAAAUAUACUCUUGUAAUGAUCUUAACACAAUUUACAAAUGUUCAUAUUCAUGACUACUUCAUGUACAGUGAGGGGAAAAAGUAUUUGAUCCCCUGCUGAUUUUGUACGUUUGCCCACUGACAAAGACAUGAUCAGUCUAUAAUUUUAAUGGUAGGUUUAUUGGAACAGUGAGAGACAGAAUAACAACAAAACAAUCCAGAAAAACCAGAAUAAAUUGAUUUGCAUUUUAAUGAGGGAAAUAAGUAUUUGACCCCUCUGCAAAACAUGACUUAGUACUUGGUGGCAAAACCCUUGUUGGCAAUCACAGAGGUCAGACGUUUCUUGUAGUUGGCCACCAGGUUUGCACACAUCUCAGGAGGGAUUUUGUCCCACGCCUCUUUGCAGAUCUUCUCCAAGUCAUUAAGGUUUCGAGGCUGAUGUUUGGCAACUCGAACCUUCAGCUCCCUCCACAGAUUUUCUAUGGGAUUAAGGUCUGGAGACUGGCUAGGCCACUCCAGGACCUUAAUGUGCUUCUUCUUGAGCCACUCCUUUGUUGCCUUGACCGUGUGUUUUGGGUCAUUGUCAUGCUGGAAUAUCCAUCCACAACCCAUUUUCAAUGCCCUGGCUGAGGGAAGGAGGUUCUCACCCAAGAUUUGACGGUACAUGGCCCCGUCCAUCGUCCCUUUGAUGCGGUGAAGUUGUCCUGUCCCCUUAGCAGAAAAACACCCCCAAAGCAUAAUGUUUCCACCUCCAUGUUUGACGGUGGGGAUGGUGUUCUUGGGGUCAUAGGCUGCAUUCCUCCUCCUCCAAACACGUCGAGUUGAGCUGAUGCCAAAGAGUUCGAUUUGGUCUCAUCUGACCACAACACUUUCACCCAGUUCUCCUCUGAAUCAUUCAGAUGUUCAUUGGCAAACUUCAGACGGGCCUGUAUAUGUGCUUUCUUGAGCAGGGGAACCUUGCGGGCGCUGCAGGAUUUCAGUCCUUCACGGCGUAGUGUGUUACCAAUUGUUUUCUUGGUGACUAUGGUCCCAGCUGCCUUGAGAUCAUUGACAAGAUCCUCCCGUGUAGUUCUGGGCUGAUUCCUCACCGUUCUCAUGAUCAUUUUAACUCCACGAGGUGAGAUCUUGCAUGGAGCCCCAGGCCGAGGGAGAUUGACAGUUAUUUUGUGUUUCUUCCAUUUGCGAAUAAUCGCACCAACUGUUGUCACCUUCUCACCAAGCUGCUUGGCGAUGGUCUUGUAGCCCAUUCCAGCCUUGUGUAGGUCUACAAUCUUGUCCCUGACAUCCUUGGAGAGCUCUUUGGUCUUGGCCAUGGUGGAGAGUUUGGGAUCGGAUUGAUUGAUUGCUUCUGUGUACAGGUGUCUUUUAUACAGGUAACAAACUGAGAUUAGGAGCACUCCCUUUAAGAGUGUGCUCCUAAUCUCAGCUCAUUACCUGUAUAAUAGACACUUGGGAGCCAGAAAUCUUUCUGAUUGAGAGGGGGUCAAAUACUUAUUUCCCUCAUUAAAAUGCAAAUCAAUUUAUAACAUUUUUGACAUGUGUUUUUCUGGAUUUUUUUUAUGUCUCUCACUGUUCAAAUAAACCUACCAUUAAAAUUACAAACUGAUCUUUUCUUUGUCAGUGGGCAAACGUACAAAAUCAGCAGGGGAUCAAAUACUUUUUUCCCUCACUGUAUAUACCAAAAUGUUGUUGUUGGGUCUCUUGGUUUAGAACCUUUCUGCCUUCAUCCUUUACAGUGAAGAAGAAAUACAGUGCAGGCCUGAAAUUCAGUAACUUAAUGAACAUUGGCAAGAAGAAGACCUCUUCCUUAGACAGUCCAGAGAAAUGUGUCGACACCUCAGGUAAAUGGAGAGGGCCUCUAGGGCUAGGCACAUUAGCCAUUACCCCUGCCAACAUACAGUACAACCAAAGUCACUGGAAAGGAUUCAAACAAACCGCAAUGCAGUACGAUGACUGCAUAUUGCGGUUUGUUUGAAUCCAGCCCUAUCUCUCUUUCUUUUUCACUUUAUUUUUCUUGUCUCCUUAUUCACCUGCUCUCUGUCUCUGUCAUCCCCUCUUAUCUAUCUGGCCUUCACUUUCCUUUCCCCUCCCUCUUUCAUUUCAAUUUGUUGACCUUUAUUGGCAUGAAAUUCCAUAAUCUUACCAGGGGUGGCUGGUGGGUGAAGAUAUCGGAGGAUGGGCUCAUUGUAAUGGCUGCAAUGAAAGUAAUGGAACAGUAUUCCACAUGGAAACAAUGUGGUUUAUAUGUUUAAUACCUUUCCAUUUAUUCUAUUCCAUUGAUUACGAUGUGCCCAUCCUCCUAUACCUCCACCCACCAGCCUCCUCUAAAUCUUACAUUCUCAAAGCAAACAUAGAGGGCCAAUUGCAACCAUGAGGCAGAACUUAACGUGCAGCUGUGUAUAAGUGCUGGAUUUCUUAAAAUGCUACUAACGGGAGAUUAUAUGCACCUGCAUGUUAAAAUAAACUUCCUUGCGACUGAAAACCCAGACUAAACCAGCAGAUCAGUUGAUCUCAUGUUGUUACCGUGUCAAGCGAGUCUGAUACUAGACAGCUGUGUCUAGGUUCUCUACUCCUGCCCCACAAAAAGUAUUGACCUAUCGGUAACAUUGAAAAUCGCAAGGCUGGUAAUUCAUAUAAAAUACUUAUUGUAAGAAUAUAGGAUUAUAUUUCAUACAAACAUUUCAUCUUGAAUUUCAACUUAAUUAGAAUAUAAUUUGUGUCAUUUGAAAUAUUUUUAUUAGACGAUGAUUGAAUGAAAACAGAGAUUAUAUUAACUCAAUCAUGAUUGGCUGUUUAUGGUUACAAAUUUUAGGUGUGGACAGUUCAGGGAUAUUUAUUUAUUUAUUAUUCACCCCUUGAUAAGAAAUGACCAUACUGUAUUAAGACAAGUUGUUAUUAAUGUAUUACAUAAAUUGGAAAUGAAAAAGUAUGUACACCAACAUGAGUUUUCCAUUCAAAAAAUGUGCAGAGUAAAUUGCCACUGUAGAUUUGCCGUGGUAAAUUAGGAAAUACUUUAUUUCAGUUGUAUGGAAUGAUUGGCAAAUAGAUAACUCACUCUUAGUCUGCUCAAAGAGGAGGUUUUAUUUGUACCAAUGAUAAUACCCACCAGAGGACGGAAAUAUCUAGAAAAAUGUUGGCAGCAACCACAACUUAACGUUAACACCCACAUCAGCUUUACGGAGUGUAAUACAAUGGCCGUUAGUGGUUGCAAUUGAGAUCAGCUGUGCGGGUGAUCUUAGCGCUUAUUGAUGGUUUAACCAGAGAUUCCUGCGGUGAUAUGGUGCCCAAUGCUGGUUGCAAAAGGCCCAUAGGAACCUAUUAAAUAUAUUAUGACGGACAGGAAAGUAUAAUAUACAAUGAAUGAUCACAAUUAGUAGUACAGUACAGUAAUAACAGGGAUAUCAAAUUCUCUCUUUCACCCUCUCUCGCUCACAAUCUCCCCUCUCUCUGUCCCUCACCACACAAUUUAAUUCAAUUCAGUAGACUUAAUUGAUAUGGCAAGUUAAACUUACAUUGCCAAAGUAAACAUAUAACAAUAUGGUCUCUCUUUCAGGUUACCUCAACGUGCUGGUAAACAGUCAGUGGAGGAGCCGCUGGUGUCUGAUAAAAAAUGGGCAGCUGGGGUUUUACCAGGACAAGGGCAAGACUAAAGUGGCCCAGCAGCCUGUGCCUCUGGAGGGAUGCAUGGUCCUGCCAAACCCCAGCCCUGAGCACCUCUACUCCUUCCGGAUCCAGAUGGAUGGGGUACAGCUAGCCACGCUAGAGGUAGGAGGGGGGAGGUAGGCAAGGGGAGGGCUUUGGGGUAGAGAGAGAGAUGAUAUGCACACACAAAUGAACGCACACACACAGACACACACAUCUUUGGCCUUGACACUGUAUUAUUGCAUGUUGUACCAUUACAUAUAAUUUAUAAUUCCAUGGAAAUCAGUAAUCAGGACAGCUCUUGUAAAAGCCCUUUACUAAGUCCCUAGUACAGCAGGAGUUGACCUCAUAUGAGAACCUGGCCCCUGUCCCUCUCCCAUAUACUUACUGAGAACAGUCCCCAUUCUAGAAAUGCACGCACACACCAAACCCCACCCGCCAGACACACAUCGCACAGACACAGGGUGUGGAACCACUCUUUGGAUUGGCCCAAUGUUGUUGUGGUGAAGAACAUUGUCAUGUUCGUUUAAGGACGGGUCAGACCAAGGCGCAGCGUGAAAUGCAUACAUGUUUAUUUCAACGAUAAACACGAACAAAACAAGGUAACGUGAAGUCCUCAGGCUAAACACAAUACAAGCCUCUAACACGGAACAAGAUCACACAACUAAUGAUUGCAAACAGGCUGCCUAAGUAUGAUCCCCAAUCAGAGACAACGAGCGACAGCUGCCUCUGAUUGGGAAUCACACCCGGCCAAACAUAGAAAUACAAUAACUAGAAUGUGAACAUGGAAAUAAUGACAUAGAUCUCCACACCCUGACUCAACAUACUAGAGUCCCAUAAGUCAGGGCGUGACAGUACCCCCCCCAAAGGUGCGGACACCGACCGCACAAACCUGACAUAACAGGGUAGGGUCCGGGUGGGCAUUCCACCUCGGAGGCGGAUCCGGCUCCGGGCGUGACAACCACAUUCUCUCAGCCUCCCCCGUUGCGCCCCUGGUCUGGUCUGGACCUCGGCGCGCUGCUUCCCCUCUCCUUCCUCCCACGAUGUACCAAGCCCUGUCUGGACCCUGGUGUGGGAGACCCCGAACCUGGAGAGGGGCUGACGUCUGGGUCUGGACUGGAGCCGCUGACCGGAGCUGGACUGGACACCGGUGGAGCGGACUGCUCUGGCUCCGGACUGGAGCUGCUGACCGGAGCUGGACUGUGCACUGGUGGAGCGGACUGUCUGGCUCCGGAGUGGAGCUGCUGACCGGUGGAACGGGCACGGGCCGUGCCGGACUAGGAACACGCACCACUGGCUUGGUGCGAGGAGCAGGAACGGGCCGGACUGGCGACACGCACCACUGGCUUGGUGCGGGGAGCAGGCAUGGGCCGUCUCCUGAGUGGCGCAGUGGUCUAAGGCACUGCAUCGCAGUGCUAACUGUGCCACUAGAGAUCCUGGUUCGAAUCCAGGCUCUGUCGCAGCCGGCCGCGACCGGGAGACUCAUGGGCGGCGCACAAUUGGCCCAGCGUCGUCCAGGGUAGGGGAGGGAAUGGCCGGCAGGGGUGUAGCUCAGUUGAUAGAGCAUGGCGUUUGCAAUGCCAGGGUUGUGGGUUUGAUUCCCACGGGGGGCAAGUAUAAAAUAUAUAUAUAUAUAUAUGUAUUCACUAACUGUAAGUCGCUCUGGAUAAGAGCGUCUGCUAAAUGACUAAAAUGUAAAUGUAAAUGUACCGGACUGGGAACACGCACCACUGGUCUGGUGCGAGGAGCAGGAACGGGCCGGACCGGACUGGGGACACACACCACUGGCUUGGUGCGGGGAGCAGGCACGGGCCGUACCAGACUGGGAACAUGCACCACUGGCCUGGUGCGAGGAACAGGAACGGGCCGGGCCGGACUGGGAACACGCAACACUGGUCUGGUUCGAGGAACAGGCCGGACUGGGAACACGCACCAAUGGCUUGGUGCGGGGAGCAGGAACGGGCCGGGCCGGACUGGAAACACGCACCACUGGUCUGGUGCGAGGAGCAGGAACGGGCCGGGCCGGACUGGAGACACGCACCACAGGUCUGGUGCGAGGAGCAGGAACGGGCCGGGCCGGACUGGAGACACGCACCACAGGUCUGGUGCGAGGAGCAGGAACGGGCCGGGCCGGACUGGGAACACGCACCACAGGUCUGGUGCGAGGAGCAGGAACGGGCCGGGCCGGACUGGGAACACACACCACUGGCUUGGUGCGGGGAGCAGGUAUGGGCCGGGCCGGACUGGCGACACGCACCACUGGCUUGGUGCGGGGAGCAGGCACGGGCCGGGCCGGACUGGUGAGGUGCACUGGAGACCAGGAGCGUUGAGCCGGCACAACCCGUCCUGGCUGGCUGCCCACUUUCGCAGGACACAUGCGGGGCGCUGGCACAGAACGCACUGGGCUGUGCAUGCGCAUUGGCGAUACAGUGCGUAUCUCUGCAUACAUGGGUUCCUCUAUUAACCCACGCUCCUUAUGUUGCCUAACCAGCUCCUCUCUCCGUGCAUCUACCUCCUCCUUCUCCCUACGAGCCUCCUGCAGUGCCUCCUCUUGAAUGGAACUCUCCCGCUCUAUUCUUGCUAUCAGCCCCUGUAAUGUGGUGGCCUCCUCUCUUACCCUGCAGAUCCGAUCCUUCUCUCUCUCUCUCGGCACUCCUCCUCCAGUGAGGACUCCUCCGGGAGCCCCCACGAGUUAGGGAACAGAAACUCAUCGUCGUCAUCCUCCGACUCCUCAGUAUAAAACUGUUCCCACUCUUCUUCCCAUGGUCGUAGGGACUCAACCUGGAAACCCACCGGGUGCAAUGGUCAGGGCUCUUCUCUCUCGCUCCCCGACCACCCCUUUAGCCCCCCAAUUUUUUUUUCUUGGGACUGCCUCUCGGGCUUCCUCCUCGGCCGGCGCCUUCUGUGUUGCCAUUGCUCCACUCCUGCCUGGGCUUCCUUCUUCUCACAGGGUCCCUUCCCCGCAAAUAUCUCCUCCCAAGACCAAAUCUUCCCCACCUGAGUCCAGGGUGUUUGCUCCUGGGCACGCUGCUUGGUCCGUGUUUGGUGGGAUCUUCUGUCACGUUCGUUUAAGGACGGGUCAGACCAAGGCGCAGCGUGAAAUGCAUACAUGUUUAUUUCAACGAUAAACACGAACAAAACAACAAAACAACGUAACGUGAAGUCUUCUGGCUAAACACAAUACAAGCCUCUAACACGGAACAAGAUCCCACAACUAAUGAUUGCAAACAGGCUGCCUAAGUAUGAUCCCCAAUCAGAGACAACAAGCGACAGCUACCUCUGAUUGGGAAUCACACCCGGCCAAACAUAGAAAUACAAUAACUAGAAUGUGAACAUGGAAAUAAUGACAUAGAUCUCCACACCCACACUCAAAAUACUAGAGUCCCAUAAGUCAGGGCGUGACAAACAUGUACAGUGAGGAAAAAAGUAUUUGAUCCCCUGCUGAUUUUGUACGUUUGCCCACUGACAAAGAAAUGAUCAGUCUAUAAUUUUAAUGGUAGGUUUAUUUGAACAGUGAGAGACAGAAUAACAACAAAAAAAUCCAGAAAAACGAAUGUCAAAAAUGUUAUAAAUUGAUUUGCAUUUUAAUGAGGGAAAUAAGUAUUUGACCCCCUCUCAAUCAGAAAGAUUUCUGGCUCCCAGGUGUCUUUUAUACAGGUAAAGAGCUGAGAUUAGGAGCACACUCUUAAAGGGAGUGCUCCUAAUCUCAGUUUGUUACCUGUAUAAAAGACACCUGUCCACAGAAGCAAUCAAUCAAUCAGAUUCCAAACUCUCCACCAUGGCCAAGACCAAAGAGCUCUCCAAGGAUGUCAGGGACAAGUUUGUAGACCUAUACAAGGCUGGAAUGGGCUACAAUACCAUCGCCAAGCAGCUUGGUGAGAAGGUGACAACAGUUGGUGUGAUUAUUCGCAAAUGGAAGAAACACAAAAGAACUGUCAAUCUCCCUCGGCCUGGGGCUCCAUGCAAGAUCUCACCUCGUGGAGUUAAAAUUAUCAUGAGAACGGUGAGGAAUCAGCCCAGAAAUAUACGGGAGGAUCUUGUCAAUGAUCUCAAGGCAGCUGGGACCAUAGUCACCAAGAAAACAAUUGGAAACACACUACGCCGUGAAGGACUGAAAUCCUGAAGCGCCCGCAACGUCCCCCUGCUCAAGAAAGCACAUACACAUGCCCGUCUGAAGUCUGCCAAUGAACAUCUGAAUGAUUCAGAGGAGAACUGGGUGAAAGUUUUGUGGUCAGAUGAGACCAAAAUCGAGCUCUUUGGCAUCAACUCAACUUGCCAUGUUUGGAGGAGGAGGAAUGCUGCCUAUGACCCUAAGAACACCAUCCCCACCGUCAAACAUGGAGGUGUAAACAUUAUGCUUUGGGGGUGUUUUUCUGCUAAGGGGACAGGACAACUUCACCGCAUCAAAGGGACGAUGGAUGGGGCCAUGUACCGUCAAAUCAUGGGUGAGAACCUCCUUCCCUCAGCCAGGGCAUUGAAAAUGGGUCGUGGAUGGGUAUUCCAGCACGGCAAUGACCCAAAACACACGGCCAAGGCAACAAAGGAGUGGCUCAAGAAGAAGCACAUUAAGGUCCUGGAGUGGCCUAGCCAGUCUCCAGACCUUAAUCCCAUAGAAAAUAUGUGGAGGGAGCUGAAGGUUCGAGUUGCCAAACGUCAGCCUCGAAACCUUAAUGACUUGGAGAAGAUCUGCAAAGAAGAGUGGGACAAAAUCCCUCCUGAGAUGUGUGCAAACCUGGUGGCCAACUACAAGAAACGUCUGACCUCUGUGAUUGCCAACAAGGGUUUUGCCACCAAGUACUAAGUCAUGUUUUGCAGAGGGGUCAAAUACUUAUUUCUCUCAUUAAAAUGCACAUCAAUUUAUAAUAUUGCGUUUUUUCUGGAUUUUUUUGUUGUUAUUCUGUCUCUCACUGUUCAAAUAAACCUACCAUUAAAAUGAUAGACUGAUCAUGUCUUUGUCAGUGGGCAAACGUACAAAAUCAGCAGGGGAUCAAAUACUUUCUGCUCCUCUACUCUUUCCCCUCCUCUCCCCCUCCUCUCCACUCCUCUCCUCUUCUGUCCUCUCUGCUACCAUCUCUCCUCCCCUCUUCCCCUGUCCUCUCCUCUAUGCCCCUUUCCACUCCCAGGCCAAGUCGUCAGCUGAUAUGGGUCACUGGCUGGGUCUUCUGCUAUCCCAGACUGGGACUAAGACAGACCCUGAAGAACUCACCUAUGAUUAUGUCAACUCCGAAAGGAUCUCCAGCAUAGUCAAUGCAGCCAAGACCUCCUUGUAGUGAGUCAAUUUAUCACAGUGUGUGUGUGUGUGUGUGAGAGAGAGAGAGCUUAUACAGUAAUAUGUGUGUGUAUUCUUCAGUCUGAUGCAGAGGAGGUACUCAGAGCCUAGCACCUACAUAGACAGCCUUUCCUCGGCCCCCCACGGUUCAGAUGACAUAUAUGACGAUGUGGCUUCUAUAGAGGGCGAACAAGAGGUGAGCUCACUACAUCAAUACAACAACACAUUCAAGAGUAUUAUUUUGGCCACAUACACACAGUUUGUACCACUGAUGCACAACCCAUUUGACACAACAGCAAGUUUGUCUGCACAGCAAAGGUUACACAACGGUUGUUGAGACACACAGCACAAUGGUUGUGUAAACAUUUGUGUGCAGACAAACUCACUGUUGUAUCACAGAAAUAUCUGUUGUGUCCAAUGUGUUGUACAUCAGUUAUACAACCUGAGUGUGUAUGGGGUGUGUAUAGCUGAGUGUGUAUAGCUUCUUGCUCUUUCUGGGUGUUCUCUAGUUUGGAGUGCAGAGAGCUAAUGGAAACAUAAUGUAUCUCUGAGUGGGUUGAUACGUGCUACAUUUGCUCACAGCAAGUUGGCCAGUGUUACCUAGCGUUGAUUUUUCAGUGUUACAUUUCUAGUGUUGAUACCAGUGUUAAAUUAACACUAAUUGGUGUAAAAUAACCCCAGUGUUGAUGUUAAUAGCCAGUGUUAAACAAAAAUCACGCCCAUCAUUAUCAUAUUUCUCAGCAUGUUCUAUUGCUGGUUGAUUUUUAGAAUUGUUUAUUUCAGUAUUUAUGUUUUUGCAUGUUUGAUGAAUUAAUCUUAUGCUACUCAAAUAUAAAUAACAUACAUAUUUCUAAACUAAUCCAAUCUGUUACAAAUUGCACCCGUUACUGAAAUGAUUUUUCCAGUUUAGAUGGUUUAGGUUGUCUCAUAUCUUUUAGUGAGGGGAAGCUCAGGUCUUUUUGACUAGUUCAGUCAAAAUAAUUAAUCUUUCGACUAAUUUCGUUCAUUUGAGUCAGUAAUGCCCAGAGCACGCAGGACCCCCUAAUGAAGAAAGGACAAGACAGUGGUCUACAAGCAGCCAAAGUCACAGCUCCCCAAACCCAACAUCCCUGCCAACAGCGCUACAGCGCCAACGCCUACUAAACCAACUGCCAUUGACCAAACAUAAGAUGAAGGUCACCAACUGAAGAACAUUCAGGACACUGCCUGGAACAUUCAGCCAACACAACAUCCAUAUUCAGUUAGGCUGAUGUAGUUUAAUAUAGAAUGCCUAGUAUGCUUACAACUCAAAUCAAAUUGUAUUUGUCACCUGUAAACAACAGGUGUAGACUAACAGUGAAAUGCUUAUGGGUCCUUUUCCAACAAUGCAGAGUUAAGAUAAUGAUAAAAAAUUAAAUAAAAAUGGUGACACAAAAGAUUUAUACACAGUGAAUAAUGAAUAACAAUAUGAAGUAAAAGUAACAUGGCUAUAUACAUUUACAUUUACGUCAUUUAGCAGACGCUCUUAUCCAGAGCGACUUACAAAUACAGGGAGUACCAGUACCGAGUCGAUGUGCAGGGGUACGAGGUAAUUGAGGUAGCUACAGUGAGGGAAAAAAGUAUUUGAUCCCCUGCUGAUUUUGUACGUUUGCCCACUGACAAAGACAUGAUCAGUCUAUAAUUUUAAUGGUAGGUUUAUUGGAACAGUGAGAGACAGAAUAACAACAAAACAAUCCAGAAAAACGCAUGUCAAAAAUGUUAUGAAUUGAUUUGCAUUUUAAUGAGGGAAAUAAGUAUUUGACCCCUCUGCAAAACAUGAUUUAGUACUUGGUGGCAAAACCCUUGUUGGCAAUCACAGAGGUCAGACGUUUCUUGUAGUUGGCCACCAGGUUUGCACACAUCUCAGGAGGGAUUUUGUCCCACUCCUCUUUGCAGAUUUCAUUUGCAAGUCAUUAAGGUUUCAAAGCUGACGUUUGGCAACUCGAACCUUCAGCUCCCAACACAUAUAUUUUCUAUGGGAUUAAGGUCUGGAGACUGGCUAGGCCACUCCAGGACCUUAAUGUGCUUCUUCUUGAGCCACUCCUUUGUUGCCUUGGCCGUGUGUUUUGGGUCAUUGUCAUGCUGGAAUACCCAUCCACGACCCAUUUUCAAUGACCUGGCUGAGGGAAGGAGGUUCUCACCCAAGAUUUGACGGUACAUGGCCCCGUCCAUCGUCCCUUUGAUGCGGUGAAGUCUCAUCUGACCACAACACUUUCACCCAGUUCUCCUCUGAAUCAUUCAGAUGUUCAUUGGCAAACUUCAGACGGGCCUGUAAAUGUGCUUUCUUGAGCAUGGGGACGUUGUGGGCGCUGCAGGAUUUCAGUCCUUCACGGCGUAGUGUGUUACCAAUUGUUUUCUUGGUGACUAUGGUACCAGCAGCCUUGAGAUCAUUGACAAGAUCCUCCCGUAUAGUUCUGGGCUGAUUCCUCACCGUUCUCAUGAUCAUUUUAACUCCACAAGGUAAGAUCUUGCAUGGAGCCCCAGGCCGAGGGAGUUAUUUUGUGUUUCUUCCAUUUGCGAAUAAUCACACCAACUGUUGUCACCUUCUCACCAAGCUGCUUGGCGAUGGUCUUGUAGCCCAUUCCAGCCUUGUGUAGGUCUACAAUCUUGUCCCUGACAUCCUUGGAGAGCUCUUUGGUCUUGGCCAUGGUGGAGAGUUUGGAAUCUGAUUGAUUGAUUGCUUCUGUGGACAGGUGUCAUUUAUACAGGUAACAAACUGAGAUUAGGAGCACUCCCUUUAAGAGUGUGCUCCUAAUCUCAGCUCGUUACCUGUAUAAAAGACACCUGGGAGCCAGAAAUGUUUCUGAUUGAGAGGGGGUCAAAUACUUAUUUCCCUCAUUAAAAUGCAAAUCAAUUUAUAACAUUUUUGACAUGCGUUUUUCUGGAUUUUUGUGUUAUUAUUCUGUCUCUCACUGUUCAAAUAAACCUACCAUUAAAAUUAUAGACUGAUAAUUUCUUUGUCAGUGGGCAAAUGUACAAAAUCAGCAGGGGAUCAAAUACUUUUUUCCCUCACUGUAUAAUUGUAAAGGCUUAGCAGAUAAUAUGGAAAGACCAUCAAUAUUUACCUGGCUAAAAGACAAGGAAUAUAAUAUCUAUUGUUUACAGGAUACUCAUUCAACAACUUUAGAUUAUGUUGCGUGGAAAAGGGACUGGGGGGGGGGGGGGGGGGGGGGGGGUAUACUUCUCCCAUGGGCAAAGAAACUCAAAAGGGGUGAUCAUAUUAAUUAACAACUAUUUUUAUCAGAAUGUGCAAAUUGUUCGAACAGAUCAAGGAAGAUGGAUUAUUUGAAAUAUGUUAUUGGACCAUAAACAGAUUUGUCUCAUUAAUCUAUACGGUCUAAAUAAUGAUGAUCCUAUAAGCAAUACAAGACUAUUAUUAUGGUACGAGAUUAUAAUACGGUUUUAAAUACCUCAAUGUACCGUAAAGGAAAUCACAUACAAACUAUCACCCUCAUGCACUUAAGGAAAUCACGAAUAUCAUGAAUAUAUUGGAACUAGUGGAUAUACAGUGCAUUCGGAAAUUAUUCAGACACCUUGACUUUUUCCACAUUUUGUUACGUUACAGCCUUAUUCUAAAACGUAUUUAAAAAUAUAUAUAUAUAUAUAUAUAUAUAUAUAUAUAUAAAUCUACACACAAUACCCCAUAAUGACAAAACGAAAACAGGUUUUUAGAAAUGUUAGCAAAUCAUUAAAAAUUAAAAACAGGAAGACUUUAUUUACAUAAUUAUUCAGACCCUUUGCUAUGAGACUCGAAAUUGAGCUCAUGUGUAUCCUGUUUCCAUUGAUCAUCCUUGAGAUGUUUCUACAACUUGAUUGGUCAUUCCUUUACUCUUCGUCAUCAUCAUCAAAACAUUUAUACAUUUUUGCUCCUAAUGAGAUGCACUGAGGCUGUAACGUUAGGCAACAGUACAUUUUGGGUGUAGCAAACAAAGCUAGCUAGCUCAACUUGGCUAGCUUAACUUGUAGUGGUCUCUGUUAUGGCCGAAUCAAUCACAAAAUUAUACUGUACUGAACAACACUGCCUCAUGUAAAAAGAGAGAUUUUUACAGAAAAAACAACAAUGUCAUUUGCCCUCCUAGGCUGCUGCCGCUAGUUGAUCUUGGAGGUUCUGAAGAACAUCUUCAGCACCCCUCUCAUCAAUCAAUCAAUCUUCAUGAAUCAUCAGAAGCAGCCAUUGUACUUAUUUAAUAAUCUUGGAUAGACAGUGCACGGUAACAUAGCUCCCGUGAACCUGUAGAAACUAGUCCUGCCCCGGUUUUGAAAAGCCCACCUUCGAGGGUAAGAACACCAUUGUACAAGGAAGAAGGGCUCCCGUCAGGCUGUAGUCUUUACAAAGCCAGGGAAAAUUUGUCAACCAAGAUAUCCUGCAAUGUCGUGGCAGAUAGGAACAUCGUUGAGACAAGUGCAAUGGCUCUAUUGAACAAGGACAACCAUAUCUACUCGCUGCUAGAGUGAUUGUGCAAUUGGUGAAACACUAAGGCCACAAUAAUUGCUACAAAACAUAAAUCCAUUCGUUUUUGGAUCAGACUGCAGGCUCAAUCAACCACUGACGUCAUUGGUUGAACUUUCUCUGCGCAAAAAAUUCAAAACUGCCGCUAUGAUGCAUAAUUAUGUCUGAAACACCUCUCAUCACUCAUAAUGAUGUAGGGAGACUGGAAAAACAGUGUCUCAGUGCUGUGUGUCCCUCUGUUCCUGCCAUGACAGGAUGCAGAGGAGAGCGGUCUUUUGGAUGAUCAGGAGAGCAGUGGUCAAUGUCGUCAGGACAGCACUGGACCGUGCGGUCAAGAUGGCGAUGUGGUGGUGGUGGACAGUGCAGGGCAGGUUGCAACAGACAAGGUUUACUUGGACCUCAUUCCUGUACGCUCGUUCCUCCACACAUCCUGUGGCAGAGGGUCCCCAAACAAAGAACCCCCCCGCCCUUCACCCACCCCCCCUGAGGAGCAGCAGGACCUCCCUAGUCAGGUAUGGAACCAAAUCAUUCAGGAUCUAAACCCAAGGCUAAUACAGGAUCCAUUGUAAUCAUGUCCCACGGGGGGCCAGUAUGGAAAAGUUGUAGCUUUUGUAGCUGGAAACGGCUGAUUUUUAAUGGAAUAUCUACAUAGGCGUACAGAGGCCCAUUAUCAGCAACCAUCAGUCCUGUGUUCCAAUGGCACGUUGUGUUUGCUAAUCCAAGUUUAUCAUUUUACAUUGAUAUUUUUGUCAUUUAGCAGACGCUCUUAUCCAGAGCGACUUACAGUUAGUGAGUGCAUACAUUUUUUCAUACUGGCCCCCCGUGGGAAUCGAACCCACAACCCUGGCAUUGCAAACGCCAUGCUCUACCAACUGAGCUAAUGUAAAAAAAAAAUGUAAACAAGCAAUAAAACUGGCCUUCUUGAGACUAGUCGAGUAUCUGGAGCAUCAGCAAUUGUGGGUUCGAUUACAGACUCAAAAUGGCCAGAAACAAAUAACUUAAUUCUGAAACUCGUCAGUCUGUUCUUGUUCUGAGAAAUGAAGGCUAUUCCAUGCGAGAAAUUGCCAAGAAACUGAAAAUCUCGUACAACGCUGUACAGCGCAAACUGGCUCUAACCAGAAUAGAAAGAGGAGUGGGAGGCCCCGGUGCACAACUGAGCAAGAGGACAAAUACAUUAGAGUGUCUAGUUUGAGAAACAGGUGCCUCACAGGUCCUCAACUGGCAGCUUCAUUAAAUAGUACCCGCAAAACACCAGUCUCAACGUCAACAGUGAAGAGGCGACUCCGGGAUGCUGACCUUCUAAGCAGAGUUGCAAAGAAAAAGCCAUAUCUUUUCUUUUUAUUGGCCAGUCUGAGAUAUGGCUUUUUCUUUACAUCUCUGCCUAGAAGGUCAGCAUCCCGUAGUCACCUCUUCACUGUUGACAGGACUGAUGGUUGCUGAUAAUGGGCCUCUGUACGCCUAUGUAGCUAUUCCAUUAAAAAUCAGCCAUUUCCAGCUACAAUAGCCAUUUACAACAUUAACAAUAUCUACACUGUAUUUCUGAUCAAUUUGAUGUUAUUUUAAUGAAUUUUUAUUUAUUUUUAUGAAAUUUGUAAGUGACCCUAAACUUUUGAACGGUAGUGUAUAUCUUAAGUAAAUUCAGUGAGUAUCAAUUCAUUAUAUGAAUUGAAUUAAGCUUAACCCUGAUUUUAUUACAAAGGUUUGAACAAUGUUAGAAUAAAACGAGAAAUGUUUGUACGUGUUGAUAAAAUAAUUCAUUAAAUGUAAUGUAUAUCUACGUUCCUAGGUUGAUUCGAGCAACCAGUCUGAAUCAGAGCUUCCACCAUCCCACAAUGGAGUGGAUCCCACUGCUCCCACCAACAGACCUGAGCAGGAGUGCCCCCUGUCUCCCAGCCCUCUACGGCCCCAUACCCUGACUCAGAAGACCUCCCUCCUCAGCCAAGACAUGCCGAGGAGGGCCAGUCCAGGCAUACAGCACCCCCAGGACCCCAGCACAACCACCCUUAACAUACAGCCCCCCAAAACCCCUCAGAGUCCUGCAGCUACCACUCUUGUAUUCAGCCUUCCCCCUCACAGUCCCCAACCUCUCAGACUUCGGAGUGCCAGCAGUGGAGACCAAAGGACCAAAGUCUUAUCCACAGGUGAGAAAUGAACCAAAGACAGAGGAAAUUGGAAAGCAAUGUAAUUGAACAGUCACUCUAAUCAAGUAGAAACUUUUUACACAGAGUGGAUGGAAACCGGCACACUAUAAAUGUAUCUAUUUGUUUAUCCUAAGGUGGAUCCCAUUACGAUCAAAGUGAAUUAAUGUUUAUUUUGUUAGUAUAGGCUAGGAUAGUCUAUACACACAGUUAAAAAAGUGAACGAUGUGCAAACUGACAGGCAAUAAACUUGAGACAGACGUGUUUGUUAGUAUACACUAUUCAUCCCAUGUGGAAUGUUUUACCUGAACUAUGCACCUAUGGGCUAUCUGUCAGUGUGCAAAAGUCAAUAUAAUUUCAGUCAAAUGUAGGUGAAAGCAAUAUGGAUAUUGUGAGGUCAAUUGGGUAUUCAGAUAUAUCAAAUUAUUGCAAAGCUAAACGAAUGAGGCGAGGAGGCAAAGACACUUAAAAUAAAGAAGAAAAGAAUGAUAGAGAAACACUCUAUUGAUUAUAUUGAAAUGUGAAGAUAGUAUUGAGAUGUGCCGGAGUCUGGUUGAGCAGUAACGCUCUCGACUCCCGCUAAUCUCCUUUAAAAAUAAAAAAGGAUGGUAUUGAGAUGUUUCCUCUUCUUCCUCUUGGUUCCUAGCCUGCCCCGGGGCCAUCGAGGUAAAGCUGGGGAAGAACAGAACGGAGGCGGACAUGCGGCUUUACACGGAAGAGCGUGACCGGCUGGAGAGGGAGAAGGAAGAGAUAAGAAGCGGCCUAGCCAACCUGAAGAAGGAGAGGAGGGAGACCAAGGAGGAACUCAGCACCUGCCAAGGUAGACCAUCAACCCCUUGUGUUGGAGCACAACACAUGGUUAGCCUUUACACAAGGGCUCUUUCUCAAUUCAUCUUUCCUCAAUUGCUUGCAUCCUUUCUCCUCACCUCCCACUGUGCACACAUUGGUUUUAAUCAACGUUGUUUCAACGUAAUUUGUUAACGUAUUGUGACGUGGAAUCAACGUGGAAAAUACAUUGGAAUUGAAAAAAGUAGUUGACCAGUACUGUUUUCAUCUCAUUUCAACCAGCAUUGUAAACAUUGAAAUUAGGGUAAAACUUCAACUAAAAUACAUUGACUAAACAUGACUAACAGGUUGUUACAUCAAUCUAAUUUCAAUAUAAUCAUCAAAACUACAGUGAGGGAAAAAAGUAUUUGAUCCCCUGCUGAUUUUGUACGGUUGCCCUCUGACAAAGACAUGAUCAGUCUAUAAUGUUAAUGGUAGAUUUAUUUGAACAGUGAGAGACAGAAUAACAACAAAAAAAUCCAGAAAAACGCAUGUCAAAAAUGUUAUAAAUUGAUUUCCAUUUUAAUGAGGGAAAUAAGUAUUUGACCCCUCUACAAAACAUGACUUAGUACUUGGUGGCAAAACCCUUGUUGGCAAUCACAGAGGUCAGACGUUUCUUGUAGUUGGCCACCAGGUUUCCACACAACUCAGGAGGGAUUUUGUUCCACUCCUCUUUGCAGAUCUUCUCCAAGUCAUUAAGGUUUUGAGGCUGACGUUUGGCAACUCGAACCUUCAGCUCACUCCACAGAUUUUCUAUGGGAUUAAGGUCUGGAGACUGGUGUUCUUAGGGUCAUAGGCAGCAUUCCUCCUCCUCCAAACACAGCGAGAUGAGUUGAUGCCAAAGAGCUCGAUUUUGGUCUCAUCUGACCACAACAAUUUCACCCAGUUCUCCACUGAAUCAUUCAGAUGUUCAUUGGCAAACUUCAGACGGCCCUGUAUAUGUGCUUUCUUGAGCAGGGGGACCUUGCGGGCGCUGCAGGAUUUCAGUCCUGCAGGGCGUAGUGUGUUACCAAUUGUUUUCUUGGUGACUAUGGUCCCAGCUGCCUUGAGAUCAUUGACAAGAUCCCCCCGUGUAGUUCUGGGCUGAUUCCUCACCGUUCUCAUGAUCAUUGCAACUCCACGAGGUGAGAUCUUGCAUGGAGCCCCAGGCCGAGGGAAAUUGACAGUUAUUUUGUGUUUCUUCCAUUUGCGAAUAAUCGCACCAACUGUUGUCACCUUUUCACCAAGCUGCUUGGCGAUGGUCUUGUAGCCCAUUUCAGCCUUGUGUAGGUCUACAAUCUUGUCCCUGACAUCCUUGGAGAGCUCUUUGGUCUUGGCCAUGGUGGAGAGUUUGGAAUCUGAUUGAUUGAUUGCUUCUGUGGACAGGUGUCUUUUAUACAGGUAACAAACUGAGAUUAGGAGCACUCCCUUUAAGAGUGUGCUCCAAAUCUCAGCUCGUUACCUGUAUAAAAGACACCUGGGAGCCAGAAAUCUUUCUGAUUGAGAGGGGGUCAAAUACUUAUUUCCCUCAUUAAAAUGCAAAUCAAUUUAUAACAUUUUUGACAUUUUCUGGAUUUUUUUGUUGUUAUUCUGUCUCUCACUGUUCAAAUAAAUCUACGAUUAAAAUUAUAGACUGAUCAUUUCUUUGUCAGUGGCCAAACGUACAAAAUCAGCAGGGGAUCAAAUAGUUUUUUCCCUCACUGUAUGUAUACGUUGAAAUUCCGUUAAAAAUAUUUUUCAAUGGUAUGUUUGAAUCAACAUCAUAAAUCAAGAGGUAUAUUGUAAUGAAAUGUGAAGCCACAGUCCAACAGUGUCUCCUACUGGUAAAUGAGGAGUAAUGCACUUCAGUGAGAACAAGUCUACCAUCCAGAUGCCUACCUCUAUGUACCCAGCUUAGUAUUGGAAACAAGCUGUGUUCGAUUCAGCUGAGCUAUCAUGUCAACAUGUUUAGAUACUGAUCAGCUGCCAUACUCAUUUGCGUAGACUAACUAAUAACGUUGAAUAGUUGAAAGUAACUCCUCAAACUUUUUUGAAAUACAAUUUGGAGUGAGGUUGGGUUUAUGUAGGCUACAUUGGCAUCUGAUUUGCCAAAGGACACCAUCAUUUCAAGGUGAAGCUAGGUAUACUAUUAUUCGUUCAUGGUUGAUUGGAUCAUUAGAAGUUUAGAAGUAGUUACCAUUAGCCCUAUAAAUAGCAAAAUUCAUAAUACACAGAACAUAAAUAUGAACGCAACAUGUAAAGUGUUGGUACCAUGUUUCAAGAGCUGAAAUGAAAGAUCCCAUAAAUGUUCCAUACGAACAAAAAGCUUAUUUAUCUUAAAUUUUGUGCACAAAUUUGUUUAUGUCCCAGUUCGUGAGCAUUUCAUGUUUUCAAAGAUAAUCCAUCCACCUGACAGGUAUGGCAUAUCAAGAAGCUGAUUAAACAGCAUGCUCAUUACACAGGUGCACCUUGUCCUGGGGACAAUAAAAGGCCACUCUGAAAUGUGCAGGUUUGUCACACAACACAAUGCUACAGAUGUCUCAAGUUUUUAGGGAGCAUGCAAUUGGCAUGCUGACUGCAGGAAUGUCCACCAGAGCUGUUGCAAGAUCAUUUAAUGUUCAUUUUUCUAUCAUAAGCUGCCUCCAACAUCAUUUUAGAGAAUUUUGCAGUAUGUCCAACCGGCCUCACAACAACAGACCACGUGUAACCACGCCAGCCUAGGACCUCCACAUCCGACCUGUUCACCUGCGGGAUCGUCUGAGACCAGCCACCCGGACAGCUGAUGAAACUGAGGAGUAUUUCUGUCUCUAAUUAAUCUCUUUUGUGGGGAAAAACUCAUUCUGAUUGGCUGGGCCUGGCUUCCCAGUGUGUGGGCCUGGCUCCCAAAUGGGUGCAAAUGGGUGGGUCUAUGCCCCACCCAAAAGUAUGUGGACACCGAAAGUAUGUGGACACCUGUUCGUCGAACAUCUCGUUAAAAAAUCAUGGGCAUUAAUAUGAAGUUGGUCCCCUCUUUGCCGCCAUAACAGCCUCCACUCUUCUGGGAAGUCUGGGAAGGCUUUCCACUAGAUGUUGGAACAUGUAAUGUAUGCACGCAUGACUGUAAGUCGCUUUGGAUAAAAGCGUCUGCUAAAUGGCAUAUUAUAUUAUAUUAAACAUUGCUGCCGGGACUUGCUUCCAUUCAGCCACACUGCAUUAGUGAGGUCGGGCACUGAUAAUAGGCGAUUAGGCCUGGCUCGCAGUCGGUGUUCCAAUUCAUCCCAAAGGUGUUUGAUGGGGUUGAGGUCAGGGCUCUGCGCAGGCCAGUCAAGUUCUUCCACACCGAUCUUGACAAACCAUUUCUUAAUGGAUCUCGCUUUGUGCACAGGGGCAUUGUCAUGCUGAAACAAGAAAGGGCCUUCCCCAAACUGUUGCCACAAAGUUGGAAGCACAGAAUCGUCUAGAAUGUCAUUGUAUGCUGUAGCGUUAACAUUUCCCUUCACUAGUAUGUAGGCUCUGUAGCUCAAUUGGUAGAGCAUGGCGCUUGUAACGCCAGGGUAGUGGGUUUGAUCCCCGGGACCACCCAUACAUAAAAAUGUAUGCACACAUGACUGUAAGUCGCUUUGGAUAAAAGUGUCUGCUAAAUGGCAUAUUAUUAUUAUUAUAUUAUUAUUAUUAUACUAGAACUAAGGGGCCUAGCCUGAACCAUGAAAAACAGCCCCAGACCAUUAUUCUUCCUCCACCAAACUUUACAGUUGGUACUAUGCAUUCUGGCAGGUAGCGUUCUCCUGGCUUCCUCCAAACCCAGAUUCGUACUCAGACUGCCAGAUGGUGAAGCGUGAUUCAUCACUCCAGAGAAUUAGCUUUACACCACUCGAACCAACACUUGGCAUUGCGCAUGGCUACUAGGCUUGUGUGCGGCUGCUCUGCCAUGGAAACCUAUUUAAUGAGGCUCCCGACAAACAGUUAUUGUGCUAACGUUGCUUCCAGAGGCAGUUUGGAACUCCAUAGUGAGUGUUGCAACUGAGGACAGAUUAUUUUUACGCACUACGCACUUCAGCACUCGGCGGUCCCGUUCUCUGAGCUUGUGGGGCCUACCAUUUCGUGGCUGAGACAUUGUUGCUCCUAUAUGUUUCCACUUCACAAUAACAGCACUUACAGUUGAACGGGAAAGCUGUAGCAAGGCAGAAAUUUGACGAAUUGACUUGUUGGAAAGGUGGCAUCCUAUGACGGUGCCACGUUGAAAGUCACUGAGCUCUUCAGUAAGGCCAUUCUACUGCCAAUGUUUGUCUAUGGAGAUUGCAUGGCGGUGUGCUCGAUUUUAUACACCUGUCAGCAACGGCUGUGGCUGAAAUAGCCGAAUCCACAAAUUUGAAGGGGUGUCCACAUACUUUUGUAUAUAUAGUGCAUUCAGAAAGUAUUCAGACCGCUCAACUUUUUCCACAUUUUGUUACAUAACAGCCUUAUUUUAAAUUGAUUAAAUUGUUUUUUCCCCUCAUCAAUAUACACACAAUACCCCAUAAUGACAAAGUAAAAAAAAAAAGUGGUUGUUGCAAAUGUAUUAAAAAUAAAAAACAUAAAUAUUCAGACUCUUUACUCAGUACUUUGUUGAAGCACAUUUGACAGCGAUCUGUGUACAUCCAAGGGCCUGCCGUGCUGCCCUGUUCUGAGCCAAUUGCAAUUUUCCAGCUUUGGGGCACCUGACCACACGACUGAACAGUACUCCAGGUGUGACAAAACUAGGGCCUGUAGGCUGUUGAUAGUGUUGUUAAGAAGGCAGAGCAGCGCUUUAUGGACAAACUUCUCCCCAUCUUAGCUACUGUUGUAUCAACAUGUUUUGACCAUGACUGUUUACAAUCCAGGGUUACUCCAAGCAGUUUAGUUACCUCAACUUGCUCAAUUUCCACAUUAUUCAUUACAAGUUUUAGUUGAGGUUUAGGGUUUAGUGAAUGAUUUGUCCCAAAUACAAUGCUUUUAGUUUUUGAAACUAACUUAUUCCUUGCCACCCAUUCUGAAACUAACUGCAGCUCUUUGUUAAGUGUUGCAGUCAUUUCAGACGCUGUAGUAGCUGACGUGUAUAGUGUUGAGUCAUCCGCAUAAAUAGGCACACUGGCUUUACUUCUGUCAUCAUGAAGUGCUUUGAGAGGCUAGUUAAGGAUCAUAUCACUUCUACCUUACCUGACACCCUAGACCCACUUCAAUUUGCUUACCGCCCCAAUGCAUCCACAGACGAUGCAAUUGGUAUCGCACUGCACACUGCCCUAUCCCAUCUGGACAAGAGGAAUAAUGCUGUUCAUUGACUAUAGCUCAGCAUUCAACACCAUAGUACCCUCCAAGCUCAUCAUUAAGCUCGGGGCCCUGAGUCUGAACCCCGCCCUGUUUAAUUGGUCCUGGACUUCCUGACGGGCUGCCCCCAGGUGGUGAAGGUAGGAAACAACACCUCCACUUUGCAGAUCCUCAACACAGGGGCCCCACAAGGGUGCGUGCUCAGCCCCCUCCUGUACUCCCUGUUCACCCAUGACUGCGUGGCCACACACGCCUCCAACUCAAUCAUCAAGUUUGCAGACGACACAACCGUAGUAGGCCUGAUUACCAACAAUGACGAGACAGCCUACAGAGAGGAGGUGAAGGCCCUGGGAGUGUGGUGCCAGGAAAAUAACCUCUCCCUCAAUGUCAACAAAUCAAAGGAGCUGAUCGUGGACUUCAGGAGACAGCAGAGGGAACACGACCCUAUCCAUAUCGUUGGGACCGCUGUGGGGCAGGUGGAAAGCUUCAAGUUCCUCUGCGUACACAUCACUGACGAUCUGGAAUGGUCCACCCACACAGACAGUGUGGUGAAGAAGGCGCAACAUCACAUCUUCAACCUCAGGAGGCUGGAGAAAUUUGGCUUGGCACCUAAAACCCUCACAAACUUUUAUAGAUGCACAAUUGAAAGCAUCCUGUCGGGCUGUAUCACCGCCUGGUAUGGCAACUGCACCGCCCGCAACCGCAGGGCUCUCCCGAGGGUGGUGCGGUCUGCCCAAUGCAUCACCGUGGGCAAACUACCUGCCCUCCAGGACACCUACAGCACCCAAUGUCACAGGAAGGCCAAAAAGAUCAUCAAGGACAACAACCACCCGAGCCACUGCGUGUUCACCCCGCUAUCAUCCAGAAGGCGAGGUCAGUACAGGUGCAUCAAAGCUGGGACCGAGAGACUGAAAUACAGCUUCUAUCUCAAGGCCAUCAGACUGUUAAAUAGCCAUCAAUAGGCGGCUUCCACCCAGUUACGUAACCUUGCACCUUAGAGGCUGCUGCUCAUAUACAUAGACUUGAAAUCACUUGCCACUUUAAUAAUGGAACACUAGUCACUCUAAUAAUGUUUACAUAUUUUUGCUUUACUCAUCUCAUAUGUAUAUACUGUAUUCUAUUCUACUUUAUUUUAGUCUAUGCCACUCCGACAUUGCUCAUCCUAAUAUUUACAAUAUUUAUAUAUUCCUUAAUUACAUUCUUGGACUUUUAGGUUGUGUGUAGUGUUGUGAAUUGUAAGAUAUACUGCACUGUUGGAGCUAGAAACACAAGCAUUUUGCUACACCCCCAAUAACAUCUGCUAAACAUGUGUAUGUGACAAAUACAAUUUGAUUAGAAGUCAUUAGUAAAGAUUGAAAAAAUUAAGGGGCCUAGACAGCUGCCCUGGGGAAUUCCUGAUUCUACCAGGAUUAUGUUGGAGAGGCUUCCAUUAAAGAAGACCCUCUGUGUUCUGUUAAACAGGUAACUCUUUAUCCACAAUAUAGCAGGGAGUGUAAAGCCAUAACACAUACGUUUUGGGUGGUGGACCAUUCGUGAUACACACGGGAAACUGUUGAGCGUGAAAAACCCAGCAGCGUUGCAGUUCUUGACACAAACCUGUCCGCCUGGCACCUACUACCAUACCCAUUCAAAGGCACUUAAAUUUUUUGUCUUGACAAUUUACCCUCUGAAUGGCACACAUAAACAAUCCAUGUCUCAAUUGUCACAAGGUAUAAAAAUCCUUCUUUAACCUGUCUCUUCCCCUUCAUCUUCACUGAUUGAAGUGGAUUUAACAAUUGACAUCAAUAAGGGAUCAUAAUUUUCACCUGGAUUCACCUGAUCAGUCUGUCAUGGAAAGAGCAGGUGUUCUUAAUGGUUUGUAUACUCAGUUGAAUAUCCUAUUGAAUAUAGGAUGCAAAAUAUUUUUUACAUUUCUAUGUGGAAUUUUCAAUACAAUUUCAACGUAUACAUAGUUCUGAUGAUUAUGUUGAAAUUAGAUUGAUUUAACAACCUGUUAGUCAAGUUAAGUCAAUGUAUUUAAGUUGAAGUUUUACCCUAAUUUCAAUGUUUACAACCCUGGCUGAAAUGAGAUGAAAACAGUAUUGGUGGACGACUUUUUAAAAAAUCCAAGUGAUUCCACGUCACAAUAUGUUGACAAAUUCUGUUGAAACAACGUUGAUUCAACCAGUGUGUGCCCAGUGGGCUCCUCAAAACCCAUUGGAGAAGAAGGCCUGAGGGGAGGGACCUUGGACCUUCUCUUCCAAUACGGUUGAGAAGGCAAGGAGAUGAAUUGAGCCAAUUAAAUUCCUAAAUGCAUAGGGCGCGAUUUAGGCCUAGAUUCAGGCCUAGAUUAAAUCAAAACGAGCUUUAAACCCGUGUUGGACGUGUAGUGUUGGAGGUGUAACUAAGGUAUGAGCUGACAUAUCAGUGAGCGGCUGCUAUCGAGUGUCACAAACCACUCCCUUUCUUAGUAUCUCUAAUGCGUUAUUAGUUAAAAACGGUGGUAGACAGUGUAGACUCUGUCGAUGAUAGAAUGACUCAAAUGUAAUAAAUAAAUAAUAUAAAUAUAAAUAAUACUCAUCUCGAGGGGUGAAUCGGUGCCUCUUUUUUCCCCCCGAUUCCUUCUCCUUUCCUUUCUGUUUUCUGUUCGCUUUUUCUACAUGUGCAGUGGAUAUGAAAUUAGCAUCAUGUUGUACUUUAUGCAUGCAAUUCAUUCCUAGGAAAUAGGCUACACUUUUUUAUUAACUAAAACUAGUGUUUUCCAUUGUUGGUGACAUUGAGAAACACACUUGCAACUGUCCUCUAUUUAUACAUUGACCAUGGCAGAUGGCCAACUGAUUUCACGUGUGGAGGCUAAUAUAGGUAUAAGUUAUUAAUCACUUGAACAUAAAUUUAGAAUUAAUAAAUUAAGAUAUUAUCCCGCAAAUUAUUAUGGCCAAAGUGCAAUCACAAGGACGGCAAUGGGCAUGCCAUCAAUUGAUAAAUCAUAGGCUAUUAGUGAGUAGUCUAAAUUUCGUAGUGAAUUUUUAAUGUAAGCAUGUUUUCAUGUUAAUUUUGAUGGGGGAAUUCAUAGCCUAUCAGUCUAAUCGAGGUGUAGACAAUGGGUGUGUUCGAGUAGUAAGGCUAACGAAGCCGACUGUAUAUGAACGUCAAUGAGUGAAUUUUGGGAGGUGCAUCUGUGACAGCCGAAAGACGGACACUGUAUUGGUUUUCCAACAGAAUGGCUCAGAUCAACAUGGCAGUGUCAACAUAGCAGCUAUUGUUUAUAGAAGUUUUUCUUUAUAAUUGUCUAUACCUCCAUAUCACACUCUCACAAACUGAAAUAUAAUGUGUGUACAAUAAAUAGCUUAGAGAGAGGACUCAAUUAUCUCUUUAAUUUGUAUCCCCUGUAGCUUUAGAAUCGCGGCAAAAUUGGUUCCUGUUUCAGUCACGUCUUUGGUCAUGUUAGCACAGGUCAACCAAAAACACCCUAAUGAUUACUUGACAUAUAGUAUCUCCUCACUAGCCAGGCGAUGGCUGCAUGGUGCAGUUGGUGAGAAGCAAGUACAGUGACUUGAAGGCGACUUCGUCAAAAACUGCAUGAUCUUUGAUCACAUUGUAAAGUUCAUGCAGUCGACAUGUAGGCACAAAUGUAACACACUUUGAAAGGCAGUGACCAACGAUGGUCACCGACUUGACAAAUGGAUCCGCUCGAAAGCGCCCAAUAGAACAUCACCCAUUCGAGUGUUUGAACUUGUAACGCAGCUGCAACGUCUAACGUGGCUGCAUGGGAUUUGUCGGAUGAUAAAGUCGAGUGUGGAUUCGUUGCAUCCAAUGGCAAUGUCUGCAAUAGGUAUAACGCCGGGAGCCGCUUGUGGAUUUGACAGCUCUAACGCAGUUCCACCUCCGACACCCCCAAAACAACCACUAUGCAGAAUGUCAGCUAAAGCGGAUCUGAUUGAAUCGAGCAUUUACUUAGUGUCUAUGCUGUUUUUUAAGACAUUAAAGUAUAAAAGACAACUUCAUGUGUAAUCUUUGUUUUUGUGUAUUUUAUCCCCUACUAAAAAGGUACACAUUGGGCAAAUUCUGAAUUAUUCUAGCCUUUAGUAUGAAACAGUUAACAUGGUUUAACAUGAUGCUUGUUUCAUGACUUUCCCUCUGCAUAUGCCAUAUGUAGCUGUAAAGUAAACAAGCAUGUCACUUAAGAACAUUCUCAAUCACUGAGAUCAUGAUUGGCAUCCACAUGUCAUUAUGAUUGUAAUUACGUCAGGUUUGACGUUCUGAUUGACACAUGUCCAUGUUACUCAGACCCAGUGCAGCAGGCUUCGCUGGAUGCAUGUCUGAAGCAGAAGGAGGAGGCGUGCCGGGAGGCGGAGCAGUGGCGGGUGGAGGUGGAGCUACGAUUGAUGGAGGUGAAGGAGAGUCUGAGGAAAGCAGAGGCGGGGCCUUUCAUUCUGGGCACCACAUUGGACAGCAGCCUCCUGGACACACCCACGGUGUGUAGGUUAACACUGUUUAUAGGAAAUUUGCCCCUGGAUGCUGAUCUUGGGUCAUUUUUGUAUUUUUCUCCACUUAUGGUUAAGGCCAGGCUAAUAGGGAUUUAUUUGUCCAUUUACUCUUAUCAGACUGAAACUUUACCAGUUUAAAGUAUGCAUAAAUACAAUAUAUUUUUGUAUUACAAGUUCUAUUUAUUUUUUUAUGUAAAUAUGCAAAUUAGGCAUACCUUAAAUAUGUGCUUAUUUGCAUAUUACGAGAAUCGGUUUUUCAACACAUUGCUUCAAGGCAGAAUGUUUUUGUUUUAUUGCGAUAACAUUUUACAUUUACAUUUUAGUCAUUUAGCAGACGCUCUUAACCAGAGCGACUUACAGGAGCAAUUAGGGUUAAGUGCCUUGCUCAAGGGCACAUUAACGUCAUUUAGCAGACGCUCUUAGCCAGAGCGACUCACAAAUUGGUGCGUUCACCCUAUAGCCAGUGGGAUAACCACUUUACAAUUUGGGGGGGGGGGGUUAGAAGGAAUACUUUAGCCUAUCCCAGGUAUUCCUUAAAGAGGUGGGGUUUCAAAUGUCUCCGGAAGGUGGUGAGUGACUCCGCUGUCCUGGCGUCGUGAGGGAGCUUGUUCCACCAUUGGGGUGCCAGGGCAGCGAACAGUUUUGACUGGGCUGAGCGGGAGCUGUGCUUCCGCAGAGGAAGGGGAGCCAGCAGGCCAGAGGUGGAUGAACGCAAUGUCCUCGUUUGGGUGUAGGGACUGAUCAGAGCCUGAAGGUACAGGGGUGCCGUUCCCCUCACUGCUCCAAAGGCAAGCACCAUGGUCUUGUAGCGGAUGCGAGCUUCAAUUGGAAGCCAGUGGAGUGUGCGGAGGAGGGGGGUGACGUGAGAGAACUUGGGAAGGUUGAACACCAGACGGGCUGCGGCAUUCUGGAUGAGUUGUAGGGGUUUAAUGGCACAGGCAGGGAGCCCAGCCAACAGCGAGUUGCAGUAGUCCAGACGGGAGAUGACAAGUGCCUGGACCAGGACCUGCGCCGCUUCCUGUGUAAGGCAGGGUCGCACUCUCCGAAUGUUGUAGAGCAUGAACCUGCAGGAGCGGGUCACCGCCUUGAUGUUGGCGGAGAACGACAGGGUGUUGUCCAGGGUCACGCCUAGGCUCUUCGCACUCUGGGAGGAGGACACAGCGGAGUUGUCUACCGUGAUGGCGAGAUCAUGGAACGGGCAGUCCUUCCCCGGGAGGAAGAGCAGCUCCGUCUUGCCAGGGUUCAGCUUGAGGUGGUGAUCCGUCAUCCAUACUGAUAUGUCUGCCAGACAUGCAGAGAUGCGAUUCGCCACCUGGUUAUCAGAAGGGGGAAAGGAGAAGAUUAGUUGUGUAUCGUCAGCGUAGCAAUGAUAGGAAAGGCCAUGUGAGGAUAUGACAGAGCCAAGUGACUUGGUGUAUAGGGAGAAAAGGAGAGGGCCCAAAACCGAUCCCUGGGGGACACCAGUGGUGAGAGCACGUGGUGCGGAGACAGCUUCCCGCCACGCCACUUGGUAGGAGCGACCGGUCAGGUAGGACGCAAUCCAGGAGUGAGCCGCGCCGGAGAUGCCCAUUUCGGAGAGGGUGGAGAGGAGGAUCUGAUGGUUCACAGUAUCAAAGGCAGCAGACAGGUCUAGAAGGACAAGAGCAGAGGAGAGAGAGUUAGCUUUAGCAGUGCGGAGAGUCUCUGUGACACAGAGAAGAGCAGUCUCAGUUGAAUGACCAGUCCUGAAACCUGAUUGGUUUGGAUCAAGAAGGUCAUUCUGAGAGAGAUAGCAAGAGAGUUGGCUAAAGACGGCACGCUCAAUAGUUUUGGAAAGAAAAGAAAGAAGGGAUACUGGUCUGUAGUUGUUGACAUCAGUGGGGUCGAGUGUUGGUUUUUUGAGAAGGGGAGUAACUCUCGCUCUCUUGAAGACGGAAGGGACAUGGCCAGCGGUCAAGGAUGAGUUGAUCAGCGAGGUGAGGUAGGGGAGAAGGUCACCGGAGAUGGUCUGGAGAAGGGAGGAGGGGAUGGGGUCAAGCGGGCAGGUUGUUGGGCGGCCUGCAGUCACAAGUCGCAGGAUCUUAUCUGGAGAGAGAGGGGAGAAAGAAGUCAAAGCAUAGGGUAGGGCAGUGUGAGCAGGACCAGCAGUGUCAUUAGACUUAACAAACAAGGAUCGGAUGUCGUCAACCUUCUUUUCAAAGUGGUUGACGAAGUCAUCCACAGAGAGAGAGGAGGGGGGGGGGGGGGGGGGGGGGAGGGAGGAUUCAGGAGGGAGGAAAAUGUGGCAAAGAGCUUCCUAGGGUUAGAGGCAGAUGCUUGGAAUUUAGAGUGGUAGAAGGUGGCCUUAGCAGCAGAAACAGAUGAAGAAAAUGUAGAGAGGAGGGAGUGAAAAGAUGCCAGGUCGGCAGGGAAUUUAGUUUUCUUCCAUUUCCGCUCCGCUGCCCGGAGCUCUGUUCUGUGAGCUCGCAAUGAGUCAUCAAGCCACGGAGCUGGAGGGGAGGACCGAGCCGGCCGGGAGGAUAGGGGACACAGAGAGUCAAAGGAUGCAGAAAGGGAGGAGAGGAGGGUUGAGGAGGCAGAAUCAGGAGAUUGGAGGGAGAAGGAUUGAGCAGAGGGAAGAGAUGAUAGGAUGGAAGAGGAGAGAGUAGUGGGAGAGAGAGAGCGAAGGUUGCGGCGGCGCAUUACCAUCUGUGUAGGGGCAGAGUGAGUAGUGUGGGAGGAGAGUGAGAGAGAAAAGGAAACAAAGUAGUGGUCGGAGACUUGGAGGGGAGUUGCAGUGAGAUUAGUAGAGGAGCAGCAUCUAGUGAAGAUGAGGUCAAGCGUAUUGCCUGCCUUGUGAGUAGGGGGGGACGGUGAGAGGGUGAGGUCAAAAGAGGAGAGGAGUGGAAAGAAGGAGGCAGAGAGAAAUGAGUCAAAUGUGGACAUAGGGAGGUUGAAAUCCCCCAAAACUGUGAGGGGUGAGCCAUCCUCAGGGAAGGAACUUAUCAAGGCGUCAAGCUCAUUGAUGAACUCUCCAAGGGAACCUGGAGGGCGAUAGAUGACAAGGAUAUUAAGCUUAAAUGGGCUAGUGACUGUGACAGCAUGGAAUUCAAAUGAGGAAAUAGACAGAUGGGUUAGGGGAAAAAUUGAGAAUGUCCACUUGGGAGAGAUGAGGAUUCCUGUACCACCACCCCUCUGACCAGAUGCUCUCGGGGUAUGCGAGAACACAUGGUCAGACGAGGAGAGAGCAGUAGGAGUAGCGGUGUUUUCAGUGGUGAUCCAUGUUUCCGUCAGCGCCAGGAAGUCGAGGGACUGGAGGUUGGCAUAGGCUGGGAUGAAGUCAGCUUUGUUGGCAGCAGAACGGCAGUUCCAGAGGCUGCCUGCGACCUGGAACUCCACGUGGGUGGUGCGUGCAGGGACCACCAGAUUGGAGAGGCAGCAGCCACGCGGUGUGGUGCGUUUGUGUAGCCUGUGCAGAGAGGAGAGAACAGGGAUAGGCAGAGGCAUAGUUGACAGGCUGUAGCAAAUGGCUACAAAAAUGCAGAGGAGAUCGGAAUGAAAUGGGCUAAGCAUCUGGGAGUGGAGAGAGCAGGGCCUCCCUCACCAAAACUUCUACCUCGGAAACUAAAAUUGUUUCACUGAACCACCCGAAGAAAAAACUCUCCCAACUUCCGCCUUUGGAAAUCAGAAUUGUUGUGAACCACAGCGGUUCAAUGUUUAAAGGAGUAGACUCAACCCACUUUGUUCAGCUAGCCAACUAUGACUCCAUAGCCAACUAGCAGACUAGCAUCCAAUAACAAUAACACACCGUUUAGCGCCAACACUUGGUCACAACAAACCACCAAUAUUGUGAUAACACACUAAACAGAUCAUUCGUGUCUGUGUCAAGUUCCUUACAUGACGCAGCAAUGAUUAGACGUUGGCUAGCUAGGACAAGUAAAUUGUGGUUAGCUACUUCAGUACAGCCAAAUGGUCAUGUUGGGUAGCUAGCAAUGGCCACUGUGUCGACUCUGUUUGAAGAACGGCUAGCUAGCUAGCUUCGUGCUACAGCUGGCACGGCCGAGGACACUGCCAAGACACAGUAACUACCCACAACAACCCACGAAGCCUAGCUAUGACGCCGUAGCCAACCUGCAAGCUAGCAUCCAUUAACACACAACUAGCAUCAACACCUGGCCACAACAAACUGCCAAGAGUGUGUCAGCACACCAAACAGACAAUUCAAGUCCGUGUCGAGUUCCCUUCACAACGCAGCAAAAAAAAAUAAAUAAUAAUAAUAAUAAUAAUAAUAAUUAAACGUUGGAACCAGCUCUCCAGCGUUGCUAAUCGUUACCAAUAGCUACCCGCUAGCUAGCUAGCUUCGUGCCUCAAUUCUAACCCACAAUUACCCACGGAAAGCUACAAUAACAACAAUACUAACCUACAAUAAAUACAAUACCUAACUACAGCUAACUACCUACCUACGAUCUAGUACAUGGUUAAGCAAAAGUUAAACGUUGGGUAGGACUACAUUACCGUUGGAACCAGCUCUCCAGCGUUGCUAAUCGUUACCAAUAGCUACCCGCUAGCUAGCUAGCUUCGUGCCUCAAUUCUAACCCACAAUUACCCACGGAAAGCUACAAUAACAACAAUACUAACCUACAAUAAAUACAAUACCUAACUACAGCUAACUACCUACCUACGAUCUAGUACAUGGUUAAGCAAAAGUUAAACGUUGGGUAGGACUACAUUACCGUUGGAACCAGCUCUCCAGCGUUGCUAAUCGUUACCAAUAGCUACCCGCUAGCUAGCUAGCUUCGUGCCUCAAUUCUAACCCACAAUUACCCACGGAAAGCUACAAUAACAACAAUACUAACCUACAAUAAAUACAAUACCUAACUACAGCUAACUACCUACCUACGAUCUAAUACAUGGUUAAGCUUUACUCAACACUACAUGUAGCUUACCCCUACUUACCUCCAGCCAGAGAAAAACACGUCCUCUCCCGUCAGCACUCAAGACACUCAAUGGUAAGACUUUCACAGAACAGUUUCUCAAAAUAUUGUAAUUUCAUGGAAUUAUUUAAAAACACUAUUCACAUGUAUGACAGAUGCAUAUUUUGCAUAUAUUUACAGAUAAAAUGACACUUAAAAUCUAAACUACACAAGAUAUAAAAAAAAAAACUCUGUAUAAGUCUGACUAUAAGACCUACGAACCUGUGUGUGGAAUAAUGUGAAUGUACGUCCUUUGACGACUUAGAAAAAUUUAUUGGCGCACGGGAAAGGUCAUUCUGACAAAAUGGCCGAUAAAGAUAGGCUAAUGCAAUUAGAAUGUACUUUCCAUAAAUAUGACCAUUAAUGUCACAUUAAUUAAUCUCUUCUUCAUAUAUCACUUUUAAACUGACAAAUAAACAUCAAAUAUACCUUUUACAAAUACAUUAGCAAAUUUAAUACAUUUGUUUCAAGCAAUAGAGUAUAUGCUUUGAAUACUGGACUGUUGGGCAAAUCUGCAGUUUUGGACAAAUUCUCAUAUCACUUUGCUCGAUUUGUCACAUGCAAGGCUUUUGUAUGGCUGGUGAAAUGUGCAGAACAUGAAUCAGCUAUGCCUGCCCCAUAUGUAAGGCCCUCUUUGAGUUGUGGUGCCGCUUUUCUUUCUUGACUGUGUCAUGGGACCUGCGCCUACGAUUGGCACACUCCAUUGAAGCAGCAUCAGCUUUCACAACACGCCUCACAUCCUCCUCUCUGAUUGCUUCCAGUGUCACCAAAGUGCUGUCAAGCCACAAUUUGUCCAUCACAUUUGAUAUAGCAGUGGCUCCCUCAUUGAACGUGGCUACUGCCAUACUAGCUGCUGCGUCAAUGCGGCUUUUGCCCACAAAGACAGUUUUGGGGCAUCGCGACCAUAUUACAGAGUUCAGACAUUAAUUUGCAUUAUGGGUUCCUCCGUGCUGCAUUCUUUUAAGGAGGUUAUCAUUUGACAUCCUAUGAUAUACAGGUACCAUUUUCUGUGCAACCUCUCUAUUCAAAAAUGGAUGGCCUCCAUGCUUUUUGUGACUGGGUGGAUCUUCACCAUUUUCUAGGGCUCGCUGGUACCAGCACCAAGAUGACGAGCAUCUACCGUGAUUAGGGAUUUUGUCUGUUGACAUGGAAUGGACAAGACCAGCCCACAUAGCAUUUCUCAUGCCCUCUACAUCACCCUGGUUAUCAAUAAUUACACCCCUGUAAUAGUUUUGCAGACUCUUACAUUUUUGUGCAGUGAGUUUCCAUACACCUCUCCCCCCAAGGUGUUUCUCUGAACUAAGUUUACGAAGCACUGUUCCCAUCCUCUUGUGGGCAUGAUUGAUGCAUUCUAGUUUCCCUAUCUCAAUGCCUGGGUAGGGAUCUAAUUUGACAACUGCCUUGUAUGCAGUACUGUCACCAUCUGACAGCAUCGUAUUAUGCUCUUCUAAUUAGCUUUGCAGCACUCUCCAUUGACUGUAGCCCUCUCUGAAUCUCUGCAACUAAAGUGGGGGGGGGGAAGUUACUUAUUAUGAUGUCUGUCAACAUUACAGUCAUAACUGCAGGACUAAAUAUCAGCAUGUUACCCUACGUAAAUAUUAGCAUAUCAGCAUGUAUUUACUUUAUGUAAAGCUAAUUUCUCAGUAAUCACAGUAGGCUACAGCCCUAUGACACUGCAGGCCUAUGUGACAGUCUGAUUGUAUAGUUAUGUUUUCCAAUCACUCUGUUUAUUCACUUUGAAUAAAUUUGCUGGAGCAAGGAACUAUAUAUUAUUUAUACACAGCAAUUCACCUGACAAUAAUGGGCUACUCUCCCUUUUUAUUUACCUGUCACUCUCCUGUCAUGUCUCUGAUAUGAGCUGAGACACAAGGAAGGAAUCCCUAGGGCUUUGCUUAUUUUCUUUAGAGCUGCAUAACCAAGUCCAAGUUCGUGGGCUAGAAGAACCAUCCUCCCAUUUUUAUCAAAUCCCACAUCUCCCCUGGAGCACUCCUGCAGCCUGGAGGAAGUGUAAACACUCCUCCUAAAUGCAUCAUGAUCACCUUCACAGUGUGCACAUUCUAUCAUGACAGAAUUACAGAAUCCCUGGUUGGUGGGGUCUAUGUUAAUUUUCAGUCCAGUGUUUAGACAUUUAGGGCAAAUCAAAUCAUGUACAAGUUGGUUUAUUUGUUGGCUGGCUGCUGUCUGGUUGAUCGCUGCUAGCUGUCAUCUUCAUCUCAACUCAUUUGCAUCUCGACGCGCUGCUGCCGGCUCCCUCCUUUUCCUCCUCUAACUGUACUGCAACUGCCUCGAUCGGCUGAUCAGGCUAAUUUUUUCUUUCAUUCACUGCUUUUCUCGCAUUGGCUAACUGAGAUCGCCUAUUUUUACUCACAUACUGUAGGUAUAUUCUUCGAGAUGUGCUCAUUUUGUCUCUCUUCACGGGGAUUCUACAUGGGAGAUAUUUUCAAACAAGGAAGUGCUGCGCGGCACGUGAGGCAUUGUAACCAAUCAGGUUGCCCGAAAGGGCCUUUAAAUUCCAGUAACCAAUCGGAUUUCAGGAAAUUACUAAUCUUUCAGCACAAAGCACUACGUCUACAAAGGAUGUAGCCAUGCAUGGACUAGCUAACGAUAUGCUCCGGAAAACAAGCUUUUCAAUUAUAUUUGAUUCAACAUGGAGAGUUUGAGACAUGGAUUGUGUGUGUGUGUGUGUGCAAUUUGCAAGAUAACUUUUCUUUCAUUUUGAUUUCGCACAAAUGAAAAUGUGGCACUGACUCGCCCAUGGAUUUAUGUUUCAGCAUUGUCUCAAUGAGGAGUUUGGCGUUCGACUAGCCACUUAUGACAUGCAUGUGCAGUUACAAGCCUGCUAGAGUUAGCGGCUGGCGGGCGAGCAAUAUCCAACGUCGUAACUCGGAUGAAGUCUGAGCUGGAAUGUGAAGUUAACUGAAGCUGGCCAUCUUUAGAAAACCCUGAGUAGAUAUAGCUUGCAUCGUAGUAUACCCCUCAGCAUCACUAAGUUAAACAGCUAACUUUGAUAAACAUUCAGAAUAAGCAUUCAGCUCUUGAUUUUCUUGUUACAGGCGAAAGCAGCAUCCAUGGGCCCCCCACAGACUCCCUCUCCCCCCACAAACUAUGGGGACUCCUCUCCUGUCAACUCCGCCACCUCGCUAAAGAAUAGACCCCCGUCAAUCAUGGCAUCCAGCAAAGGCAACGUCCUGCAGAAGGCUAAGGUCAGAGGUUAUUGCCCCCCCCCCCCCCCCCCCCCACACACACACACACACACACACACACAAAGGCACGCACGUGCACACACAGGCAUUUGACAACUUUAUUUGGACCUAUAAUGAAAGAGAACCCAUAUUUUCAAAGGUCAUUGAUGUAUGCACUUUUUGAGUUGGCUGGAUGUCCUUUGGGUGGUGGACCAUUGUUGAUACACACAGGAAACUGUUUAGCGUGAAACACCCAGCAGCAUUGCAGUUCUUGACACAAACCGGUGCGCCUGGUACCUACUACCAUAGGCACUUCAAUCUUGUGUCUUUCCCAUUCACCCUCUGAAUGGCACACACACACAAUCCAUGUCUCAAUUGUCUCAAGGCUUAAAAAUACUUAUUUAACCUGUCCUCCUCCCCUUCAUCUACACUGAUUGAAGUGGAUUUAACAAGUGACAUCAACAAGGGAUCAUAGCUUUCACCUGGAUUCACCUUGUCAGUCAGUCAUGGAAAAAACAGGUGUUCGUAAUGGUUUGUAUACUCAGUGUAUGUUGUUGAUAUGAUCACACACACAAACACACUUUUUACUCUUUUACUCGCACACAUACAUUUACUCUGACUUAGUAGUGUUCUUACACUGGCCAGAGGAAAGGUGGCAAAAUGCAAGACUAUUGCAAUACUGCCUCUGAGAUUGACAUCCUUUAAAGCAGUGGUUCUCAAACCUUUCCUCGGGGACCCCCAGCCGUUCCAUGUAUUUGAUUUAUUCCUUAGCUAGCACAUCUGAUUCAACCUAUCAAGCCCUUAACUAGGUGAGUGAAUCAGGUGAGCUAGUUCAGAGCUACAACAAAAGUGUGAAACGUCUGGAGGUCCCUGAGGAGAGGUUUGAGAACCAGUGCUUUAAAGUAGUCGAUCUUCAAGGCAUUCCUAGUCGAUCUACAAACAUUUCUGUAGAAAUCCAACGAUUAAGCCUUGCGGGUCUAUUUUUUAUUUAUUAGUCUUGCGCUGUUGGUGGUAGGUGUACUUGAUUCAACUGCCCUACAUGCCGGGUAGGCAAAGUGUUCCCAUUUUGAACCAUUUGAUUUGUCUUAAGGUACAAACUCUGCCUACCCGACGGACCUGGAGAGAUAAAUCAAAGCACCUACUACUGACCAAUCGGAUAGCUCAAAUCACUUUGCCUGCAGCUUCCACAACCCCACCCACAGCAAAGUUGAUACUAGCCUAUGUGAGAUUUCAUAAUUUUUAAAACCAUGACCAGAGAGAGACAGUGAGAGACAGUCAAAGAAUAUAGCAUAGAGUGAGUUCAUGUUUACGUUUUUAUUCAGCACUGUCAACACUGUUUUUAUUCAACACUUUUACAAAUGUGCUUCUCCCUACUUCCACUUGCACUACAACCAGCACUGCAGCUGCAAUUAAUGAGUAGCCAAGUAUAUUGAUAGGCCUGCAUUUUUAUUAUUAGCGGCUCGUCGUGUCUAUUUUAAUAUCGAGGAAUAUUUAACUUUCUCUGGUCAAAGGAACAACAACAUGAAUUUGUGCAUGAGACAGAAAUAAUACGGUGCUUCUCGAGUUUCGUCAUCAGGUAGAAGACAUUGUCCCCUCUCUCUGGUCAGUCUCACCGGUGGGAGAGAGCAGGGACUGUGAGAGGCGGACCCUCUGCUGCUCUCUCCCUCCCUCUGCUGAGAUGCUCUGCUCAGAUGCAUGCAGGUACCAUUUAGUCUGGUAAAAUAAAAAACUGCGUUAUUUAAAUGUAUGCUCAGCAGUGCCUCGCAAGUAAUACAACAACUGAUCUAUUUUGUUAUCAUGUAGCUCAAGUUUUGAAAUAUAAUAUGGUCUGAGAAGGACAAUAUUGUCAGGCCAAACAUAGCCAAUAUGCUGUGAUAAUGUAUUAGGCCUACUGCACAAACCUCAUUCCUGCAGAACUGUUUUUAUUAGGUUAAUGCUGCAUAGGUUUACAUUUUUGAAGUCAUGUUUCAAAAACAAAUAUCUGAGCGGUAGAUCUCGGCUUGCAUUUUGACUCAGAAAGUGAUCUUGACUCAGAAAAGGUUGGUGACCACUGCUUUAAAGGUACAAUUAUUUUUGUUUUCAGCUUGUUUUCAGGGUCAACGCUGAAGAAAUUUAACCACUCAAAUGAAUUCAUUGGAUGAGCCAUGAGAACAACUUAAUUGCUUCAAACAAUGUAAAAUACAGAAACGAUCAUUGUUGGCAUUAACGCUGUUCUCUCUCUGCACACACAGGAAUGGGAGAAGAAAUCCACCACCUAGGGGUGAGCAAGACUUUCCCUUUGAUCUCUGAUGACAUUUGAGGUCAUCAUUAUGACCUAUGGCCAGGUCAGGUGCUAUGCUUUGGCAAGGAGGGGCUGCACUGGGGGGCUAGGGAGGCAAAGGGUACCACCCCCACCACCUCCCUGCCCCUCCACCUGCCUCUGUCCAACCAGAGAAUAGGACAGAAACGAAUGGCUCCGCAGAAAGCCAAUCAGAGACCAGGCACACCUGUCUACUGGAAAACCAAUGCCACUGGACAAUUC